AUUCAGAGCACAAACUUAGAGUCGCUAGCCAAAGUGGGAUUGAAAGAACUCUCAGCAGGCGGGUCUGCGUUAGGGUGGCUUUUUAAAAAUCCUGCUUCUUCCGAUCCAUGAGAGGAAAGCAAGGUGUCUCCUCUUUGCAUUCAAGGUAAUGAUUUUCUGGGCUGUGUGUGUGAGAGAGAGUGUUGCUGUCUAUGUGUGUGUGAAUGUGGCCACAAAACUGCUGUUGCUAUUAUGAGAAGCAUUUAGUGGCAAAGGCUUUGAACUGUUCACAGCUGGUCUUGUGGCUAUUUCUGUACAUGCAACCUGAGUGAAAUUAUCCCAGUGCUCUGAGCAGAUAGUAGCAAACCAGCACUCCUGUGUCACAUGGAGAAGAGGGCAAUGUGUUUAGAAAACUGUUUGUGGGUCUUGGGACCUCAAUGGCACAACUGGAUGUUGCUGCUGUGGAGUUGAUCUGAUGUAGUAACGCUCCACUCCCGGGCUGGUUUUGUUUGGUUGAAUAUUCAGCACAGUCUCUCUCCAGGUCUCUCGGUGUAAUCCCUAUGCCAAAGGCUAAAGCUGUGCCUGACUUGGAUCGCACUAGCUGUGUUUACAGUGUAUGUCUUAAUGCUGUUAUAGUAACCACAAGACUGCCCUGUGUUCCAGAGUAUUUCUUUAAUGCAGCCUUGCCAGAUAAUUAAGCACCUCUCUGUCUGCUGGGUUCCUUUCAAAGGCACAGUGAGGGUUUGCUUCUGGUGAAAACCUCUUUUAUGCCGAAAUGCAAAUAACAAAGCAGCUCUGCAAAAUGCUGGAUUAAGAGAACUCUCCACAUAGUACUCUGUUAUGCAAACAGUACCUGCUCCUUCCUCCUCUCCGUGCUGUGAAGAUAAUCAGAGGGGAAUCUCAAACCACAUUCUGGUUCAAGAUUGGCAAUCAGUGAUCACCAUUAAAAACAACAACAACCAAAACUGAAAGAAAGGGAAUUGCUUUGUGGGCUCCCUCAUAGGUGCCAUAUGCUUAGACACCUGCAUGGGGGCUAAUAAUAAUAAUAAUAAUUUAUUAUUUAUACCCCACCCAUCUGGCUGGGUUUCCCCAGCCACUCUGGACGGCUUCCAACAGAACAUUAAAAUACAAUAGUCUCAUUUAUACAAAUGCACUGUCUCGUUUAUACAAAUGAGACUGGCCCAAUGCCAUGACUGUUUGGAGAUUUAAACCCUAGUCUCCCAGGUCCUGGUCCAGUACUCUAACCACUACACCACAUUGAGUCUUAGUAUGUGUGGAGAUGCAGUGCAGGCAAUGCACAUAUGUGAUGCACAUCAUUUUCCUGCAUGCUGAAAAAGAUCGUGUGUUUGCACAUGUUGGCCCUCAGGAUUAUAGCCAGGCCCUUCCUGGGCCAAACGCCUCCAUGGAUUGCUGCAGACACUCAUUGAGUGCUUCUGCCUGGCUGGAAUGUGUCCUUGAACUGUGAUGCCUCUGGCUUGGAGAUACGUGUAUGUAUAUGUGUGUGUAAACCUCUAAAGCUUGCACUGCUAGAAUAUAGCCUACUGUACAAUGCACAUUCAUUGCUCCGCCCACUUUUGCCUCUUGCCCUCCCCACCAUUGGCAUGUGGCUCCUGGCUGGUUGACCACAAGGUAAUGUGGCCCAUCAGAUUAAAAAAGGUUCCCUACCUCUGUGGUACAAACAUAUAUCUCCCUCCCUUUAAAAUACACACUUGUAUGUAUUUAGAAAUGUUAGGUGCCUGUCUUCAGUGUCACUGUUUUUAUGAGACUCGUGGUUGAUGAAGGAUGCAAGGCUCCCAUUUGCCUGAGAAUGGGUAGCAUGGCUGUGAAGCAAGCCAGUAGUUCUGGCAGAGGUAUGCACAUCCCCAGUGGUGGUUGGUGCUCAUUGAGGCUAGUGGGGCAGAAGGCAGAGAGCCAACAGCAGUAGCUGGAGCCAGAGCCAGUGGCAGAGGCAACUAAUUCUAGCUUGGUCCCCACGUAAAGAGUCUAAAAAGGAGGAAGAAGCUGACAGCCAGGGCCACCCCCUGGACUAGAUUUAAGUAAGACGGCAGGCAGGUGUGGGCUGGCUGACAGCCACAGGUGGAUUUAGGGGAGUGCAACUGGUUCAAUCACACUCAGUGCAGAGCAUUAUAGUGGGCUAGGAGAGCUGAAAAUAAUGCCAAUAUAUUUAACGUCUGGCAACCAAUGGUUUCAGAUAGUAUAUGGGUCUAAAAAGCCCAGGACACAAAAUCGGCUAUGUUGGCUCUGUAGCAGAAGUAAUGUAUUUAGCAUUAACUCUGGAAAACAUAUACUUGAUUCUGACCAAUCGUAGAACAUAGGAGGCUUAGUUUGGUCAGAAUUGAGCACACACUUCCAUCAAUGAGUAUACCCUUCCUUACAAUGAUGGAAGCUGCCAUCAUUGCAGUGUUUCACAGGUGCCGCCACACUACCCAUAUAAAGGAGGCUGCAGUGGCCAAGUGGCAGGGCAGCACCUUCCGUUUUGCCCCAGGUGGCAAAAUGGGACGUGCCACCCCUGCUUCAUGAUGAUGGUACUUCUUUUUGUUGCAUUGAGAGAGAUGCUGCCCUAGGGUUUCCCACUUUUGUGGCAUGUAAGUCAGGUUGCUCUGAAUACAGACGGCCACUUCGUAAUCACACUCUAUUUUUGGUAAGAGCUGCAUGAAAGAUGCAAAGCUGAUGUGUUCAGAACAAAGAAAUGUGGUUGCGUUUCAAUAUAGAAAGUCCAGCUGAUGUCAUUUUAACUCCACACAAUAGUGCCAAGAAUUUUCUAAGUUCCAUAUCAAGACUUAGUUUAAAACACACACACACUGAAAGCGUUUGCUCAUGUGGAAAAAUGAACUUUUGUGGAAAAUAUUUAUGGGAAUCUGCCAGAGAAGUAUGUUAGCCCUUUUAAAAUGGACUUGAAUUACAUAUAUAGAAAAACAAGGCACUUAUGUGAUCUUGCUUUCCAGAUUGUUUGCAAAACCUUGGUUUUUCAAAUAUCUUACAGCCUUAAUUUGCAUUUCUUUUUUAAAAAAAAUGAAAGUGGCACAUGUUGUGUGCAUUCAUUCUUCUGGAACUGUGGAGUCAUUCUUCAUAACUGGGUCCUCCUUUAGAAAAUGGAGCUUCCUGGGUUUAGACCAGAGGAAGGAUAGUGUCACCACUGGAAUAGGAUGGGGAUGAGCUUGGGUGGCUCUGGGCUUAGCUCAAAGUGUUAGCUGAGAGUAUCAGGGAAUGGGAGCACUCCACUCACAGAGCCAUAGCUCUUUUUUAAAAAACCACCACCACCACCAAGAAGCAGCUUAUCAUCGUCACUCUGGAAAAGCAAGUGGCAGAUUUGUUAGCCCUUGCAAAUUUUAAUUCUGUAACAUAACAGCCUGCUGGAUCAGGCCAAUGGCCCAUCUAGCAUCCUGUUCUCACAGGGGCAAACCAGAUACCUGUGUGUAACCUGCAAGCAGAAUUUGAGCACAAGAGCACUCUCCCUUCCUGUAGCUUCCAGCAACUGGUACAGUCAUACCUCGGGAUAAAUACGCUUCAGGUUGAGCGCUUUCGGGUUGUGCUCUGCGGCGACCCAGAAGUAACGGAGCGCAUUACUUCCGGGUUUCACCGCUCGCUCAUUCACAGAUGGUCAAAAUGACGUCACACGCAUGCACAGAAACGGCAAAACGCGCUGUCGCAUCUUACGUUCUGUUCAGGAUGCGAACGGGGCUCCGGAAUGGAUCCUGUUCGCAUUCCAAGGUACCACUGUAUGUAGAAGUAUUUCUGCCUCCCAUGGUGGAUUAAAAUGUUUUCUGCUCUGCAGGGCUGAUGUGUGCUGCAAACAAACUGAAAGAACUCUCUCAGGUCCUCUGAGAUGAUGAUGAAAGGGCUAGAAGCAGGUCAGGUCUCUUGUCCAGAAUACACACAGAUAACCAGAGUGAGUCCUAUGCAGAAAUAGAAUCAGCAUGGCUGGGUAUUUGCCAAGUGCCUUUACCCCAGCCAGGCAGCCACUGACAUGAAUCUCCUGCACCUGCUCUUUCACAUCACCACUGCAACCUCCUUGUUCAUGCAUCUCUUGCUCUGCCCCAAACUAUGGAGUAUUAGCCAAAAAAGGACCAGGAGAUGCUGACAGCUCCUUCUUUGGCUCCCUAUGUAGCAGGCAAAUGGGUGCUACAAGGAUGCGGAAAAGGAGCAGGACAGCAGGUAAUGGUGGUGGUGAAGAGAAAGGCUUAUGCUGGGAGGGGGAACCUUGGGGUCUACGAUUCCAUGAUUCUAUGAUUCUAGUAUUAAAAUGCCAUUUUCUGAUGCAGCUUUUUAAUGUAUUUUCCUCUCAAGGCUUUCCUCCAUCGAGGAAAGAGUUAAUUGAAAUUGGCAGUUAGAUCCAAGCCAACUGGAAUCAGUGGGACACCCAUCAGGUUCAAUAUAAAUACCUUGACAGUCAGGGAGUUACAGGCUGGGCAGUUAGACACAUUUUCCCUCCGUUUAAUUUCUGAUGGAGAAAGGGUUCUUCACCGGAAUCGACAAUACAGGCACAUUAGCCUCAUAGGGAUGCUUAUAGCCACUGGCCUAGUCAUCCCUCAUGUUCAGCCAAGCAUCUUGUGAUUAUGUCAGUGCCGAUUAUUCCAGCUUUUCGUCUCUGCACUUGCAGCGUCUACUGGAAGAUCUGUGAGCUCAGAAUAAUCUAGCUAAACAAAGGGGAUGUCCUGCGCAAAGAGCUUCAGGCUUUAUACAGCUGUGGUUGUGCAUUCUCCACUGGACAUGUGCAAAAGAAGCUGGUGAGAAUACUCAGGAUUCAUUUGCACUUGUGAUUCACUUAUACUCAGGGAUCAUUCAAUACUAGGGUGUGACGAGGCACCAGAAGUCUUAAACAGGGACCCCAGUAUGCCCGGCACUGGUUUUCUACUCUCUAUACUGCCAGGCUGCUGGCUGGGAAAGGAAAUUGCAGCUGGUUAGAGAUAGGACAGCAGUUGAGAUGUUUUCAUCGAAAGCAAUAUCUUCAUAAUCACCAGUAGUAAUAAUAAUAAUAAUAAUAAUACGGAUCAGAAUCCUCCUGGCUAUCAAGUGGUGCUUGAGAGGGACUCUCCCAGGACCAGAGGUUCCCCACCCUUGCACCCUUGUUUCCACAUUACCUGCCUGCUUCCUCACCUGCUCUAGGUUUUUUUAUGAGUACUUGGACCUCAGUUCCUGACAGAGAAUAUUUUGUCAGAGAUUUGAGAUGCCUAAUUCUUAAUGACUUUCACCAGGCCAAAGCCUCUAGAUUAUGAUGCUGAGCAAGUCCCACCAAAAUGAGAUUCUGUGCUUUGGUAGCUUGUUUUUCAUUUCAUUUCGUUUUUUAAAAAAAGCUGUUGAAAUUGUCAAGCUGUAUAUUCUCGAAUCCUUUGAAAUUUACGCUUGUAAUAAUGAAUUACUCACUAAAAGAGUGAUUGCGUCCUGCAAAAAUGAAAACUUGGUUAAUAAGUGUGUGUGUGUGUGUGAGAGAGAGAGAGAGAGAGAGAGAGAGAGAGAGAGAGAGAGAGAGAUGGAUGCAGGAUUCACCUCCCCCACACGGAGCAAAGAAUUAGUCAGGAUAACAUCUACCCACAAAACUGCUGUUACUUUAGCUGCAUAACUUAACACAGAACUAACUUUGGAAAGUUACUUAAAUGAAUAUUUGGAACCCAUGAAAAUAAAGCAUGUUGCUAUGCAGAGUGAUAACAAGUUGAAGAGGAUUGUGGGGUUUUUUUAAAAUGGCUUUUUGAAAGUGCACCAGUUAUUUGGUCAGAUGCCAAAGACACAAUUUGUUAAAAGUUCCUUAGAGGGACAAAGCUUUUUUCAUAGUUAAAAAUGCUUUCAAAACAAGGGCUAAUCUGUGUGUGUGUGUGUGUGUGUGUGUGUGUGUGUGUGUGUGUUACCAAAACAGCACCCACAGAUGCAAAUACACCUGCAUACGACCUCCAUAGUGCCCAAAGGGCCCUCCCUCUGUUGAUAAUAAGCUCUAGAGAAGCACUCUGUUGCAGCCAACAGAAGAUGUUGAGGAAGUAUUUCUCCAGUUUGCAGAAGUGCUCACCAGCCCAGAAAGGUUGACGACCCCUGGGCUAACAGGCAUUACUUUUACUGAGAUUAAAUAAAACUUACUCCCAUAUCUGUAUACCUGGACAAUGGACUGUACUGAUAACUGGUAACAAGAUUGUUUGCUCCCCAGCCAACAGAGAUGUGUGAUUAUUCCACGUAGCUUUCUGAGUUCACUAUUUCAGUAGUUGCCUAGUGGGUCAACACGGCAUUGCCAAUUCACAUAUAUACCCACCUAUACAAAGAUGGAAACACCUGUAUCCGCAUAUGCCUUUGAAUCUACCUACUGUUUAGCAGCUUGAACCCUGCAAUUUCUCUUCUCACCUCCACUCUACUUCGCAACUGAGCCACUUCACCAGAACUUAUUUUCCAAGGAGCAGUCUGUCAUGUGCUAUGCUUACAUUUAUCAGUUUGGGCUUUAAAUAAUCUGGGGUCAACUGACCUUUCUCAGACCCAAAUGACCCCAAUCAGUUAACCAGCACCAAAGCAAAAAAACCCCACAAAACCCUGAGGUUAAUUUCCACCAUAUGAAAGUUGGCUGGAGAGGGGUGUAGCAGAUGGACCUAUUGACCCUUCGCAGAUUAAUUUACCUGCUGCUGCAGGAUCACCCACACAUUAUGAAUAUUUAUAUUUCCCCCCCACCCAUUUGUUACCCUACCUCUCCCAAAAAAGCUCCAUUCAGCUCACCAUAAGUGACAUCCUAAAAACAUGCAUACUAAGCUGUCAAAAACUCAUAAGAGCAACAAGCAGUCAAAACAGAAACAGAUUGCAAAGAAAGAAUUAGUCAUAUGUGAGAAUCAUAUUUAACCUACAGCCUUCAGCAGACUGUGGCAUUAAAAAUGAAGCAAAUUUAAAACGAGCACAAUUGAAACUACAUUCCAUCCAUCUCAAUCCAGUAUUUUUGCUUGGAAUCAAAUCUUCUUUCUAGUUGCAGACAAUGAUUCUCGUUCCCACUACCCUUUCUUAGGAAAUGGGCCCCCUGUGCUCAUUUAGAAGUGCAGUUAAGAGAGUGAUAAAACAAGGAGGUCUGGACUGUGGAUGAACUGUUGAUUGGCCUGCACAGCAGGACCUUAGUUCUGUCACUGCUUGGCAUCACUUGUCCAUGGAAGAAGAUUAGUCAAAGGUUGCAAAGAGCAAAAGGAAUCCUACACGGAGCUUCCUUGUCCUUCUUGCUUUGAUAGGCCUGUGUUCUUUGUGCAAGGACUCCCCGGGGGAAGAAUUCCCGCCUUAGCUGGCUUCUUAUAUCAGCACAUUUUAGUCCGUAGUAUCACUUUCUGUGUUAUUUCUGUUGAACAAUCUUUGAUACCUCCAACAAUUAUUUUGUUUUGUUCACCUUCAAAGUUCACUUCCCUGGAAAGAAGGGAAUCACAUUACAGCAAGGAAAGCUAAAGUAAACUUAACUGAGCUUUUCCAACUGCUGCUCAUUUUAAAACUGAAUUGGAGGUGGCGAAAUAAAUGGAAGACCACCAAGACUCUUGUAUUCUGUAUAGACUUCUUCACUGUAUUUUGAUAAUCCAAAGCAGUGAAUAAGAAACAAAAACAAAUCAAUGUUUGUAACAAUGCAAAACAAAUGUACAAAAAAUUAUGUGGCCAAUGAAACAGAGGCUAUGGUCUUCACACCAUGCACUCCCAUGCUUGCUUGUUCACACUUAGCCAUGGUUUGGCUUAGCAUUGUGUGCAAAUUGGGCCAAUGACUCUCUAAUGUCGGGUGCAUAAUUGUCCAUGAGUCCCAAGUUUCCAACACAUGAUGGAUUGGAUGUUACUUUGCUCAUGCAUUGGCAACUCCUGUGGAUGAAAAAAUGCACUUGAGAUAAUGUGUGAUCCAAAUUUGAAGCUUAAGCAAGCAGGUCAGACCAAAGACAAUGAUGACCCUUUGGACUUAGGGCCAAAGUAAAUGGUUGGAGAUUCAUGGUCAGUUCUCCAACCUCUCUCUUUUUCUUUUUUUUAAAGGAAAUUUCGUAAAGAGGCAAAUAGCAGGUGAAGGUUAGGACUUGGGGGGAAAGACUGUUAAUAGUUUUUGAACAUCUUGUCUAAUGUGACUCUGACAGGUAUGAACUGAAUGCGUCAAGGGGACACAUUUGUAAAGCCUUUGAAGGCAUUGGGCAUAUUCUGCAGAGCAAACCUGGAGUUGCCAUUGAGUGUACACUUAACAAGGAGCUGCAGCCAACUGGAGAUCCCCAAUAUAUUUUUGUCAUACUAGGUGUGUACAUCUAUACAUACAAUGUACACACAUUGUGUGUGUACUCAAUACAUCUUAUGCAUAUACUUUACAUUUAAAGUGUGAAGUGGUCCUUAUCAAUAGGUUUCAAAUGCCUUAAGCAUUUUCUUCAAAGUCUAGAAUAAUUUAGGAUUAUCUCACUUGUAUAGGUGGUAUUGGCUGUGUCCACACUGGGCAUUUACUGUGAAAUUGGUAUGCUUUAUUCAUCCAUUUUUAUGGGGCAUCUGCACAAUAUCCUGAACAAAACAUUACCCUUUCAUGUUUUCUCUGUUCAGCUGCUGUUUCAUUCUAGAACUAAGAAAAGCUUACUUUUUCCUUUUUUAACGAUGUGGAAUAAUAGUGCAAUUUCCCCAGGCCUAUUGCCCUGCUUUUCUACCCAGGAUAGAUUGCUCUUGCCAUUUGCUUCUCUGUGGUCUGCCUCUUCUCUCUAGGAAACUUCCUUUUCCACAUGCAUUGCCAUUAUACCUUUUCUCUCUUUCCCACUCCCAAAGUUCAGCUGUGGUGGAGGGCAGGGGGAAUCAUGACUGGAAGUGCAUGAAAGGAAGUUCACCCACACUUAAUGGCCACAAUGCAAAUUGUCCCCUUCCAAUAGUUAGGGCUUGGGGAAAGGGGACUGCUCAUUUGUCUACAGAGUGCUCGAAGGCUGCUAUUCUACUUCCAGCUUAAAGCAGAACAUCAAUGAUUGGGUGCUGCUAAAUCUCCCAUAUACAGUUGCUCUGCCCACACACUAUGUAAGGAAGAUUUGCAGAGUUCAGUGACUGUUCAGCACCAGAUGUGUAUUAUCUCAUCACAUACAUAUGCUGUAAAGGGGGGGAAAUGUUUGAGCCAGAAUAUUCCUUCUCAACUGAAGAGGCAUGACUGGUACCACCAGUUUGUGCUGACAUGAGUAAUAACCUACCCAACCAUCUCCCAUAUCAAGCUGUGGGAGGGAAUGAGAAGAACAAACGCUCCAGGUAGAAACCUAGUUAGAGCCCACUCAUCUGGCAUGCCACUUAUGUAAUGGAUCCCCAUGCAGAUGCACCAGCUCCUCUGAGUCUGCUUAAAUUCCUACUGAUAUGUGGAUCAUAUGCUUUAUCGUUGCAAAGGGGUGUAACUGUGUGUUCCUCCCUUCGUCAGCUGCCAGCCCACCCUGGUCAGGGAUAUGACAGGAGGGACUGGUGAAUCUUCCAUUCCACCUGCACAGGGGCUAUGCAGACAUAAAGUGGGGAAGUCCUGCCUCUUCCAUGUUGGCAUAAUCUGAAAAGGUCAGCUGGAGGUGGAAGGAAGUGAGCAACAUUAAACCAAUCCCCCUAGCCAGUGCAUAACCACGGAGAAGGCUUACUAGAAGGAGACAAGAGAAGGGAUUGCAACUUAGUGCCAUGUUAACUCCUUGCCCUUUCUCCCAUCAGUUCCUUGGACCUCCAGAAGUCUUUUCUAGAGGCUUUUGCUAGCCGGUUGCUGUCAUUACAUAGGACUUGGGCUCUCCUGAAGCAGAUGGACAUCUUUGAAAUGCAACUCUAAUUUAUCUGUGUCUAAGUCAGGGGAGGGAGGGUGAUUUAAAGGCCAAAGAAGUGCACUGGUGUGGGGUGCUUGGGGAAGCACUGUGACUGUGUGGUAGAAUCCAUGCUCUACAUGCAAAGGAGCCCAGGUUGAAUCCUCAACAUCUCUAAGUAGGGCUGGGAACAACCCCUGCCUGAAUCCCUGGAGGGCCACUGCAAAGGCUUUGCAAUUAGAAAAAGUAAAAGUAGUGGGGGCGGGGGGGGGGAAUCAAAUAUAAAUAGUGGAAGUAUACAAAAAAGAACAACAGUAUUUUCCAUCUUCUUGUAGGUUUCAUUUCAUUUCAAAAAACACAAUUUUAUUUGAUGGUUUGUUAUUGUUUAUAUUUUGAAUUAGAUCUAUAUAUGGGGGCACCAAAAUCUUUGAAGUGCAUAGGGCCUCUAAAGGUCUUAAUCCGACCCUGCCUAUGUGAUCUGACUUACUAAACCCUAAUGCUUCGAAAGGUUGCUCAUUUUUUUUUUUGGUCAUAUUUUGGUUGCUCCAUUUUGGAAUGUUUGCAAACUAAAAGUGGCAGUUUAACCCUCAUCAUGCAUGUUAACCUACCUCUUCCUCUGGUUAGCUUAUUUGAGUGAAUUUGUAUCUGAUAACAGUUUCUUUAUUUGGCAUACAGGGGUCUGGCAAAUAGCACCUCAGGAGGUGACAUUAUCAUCCCAGCUGUGAAAUAACAGGCAGCACCCCUCCGUAUCCCUGUUUUACUACACCACUGGUCCACAAGCACUUAUUCCACAAUAAAUAUAUUCUUAUUCCUUCAUGCAGAGUUUCACAGAUGUCCUUUAUCCUCAAGAUAUGCCUUCAGUUGGGCUGUUCUAGUCUCUCAUUAUGCAACAGUUCAUUUUCAAGAGGUUAAUUGCUACGUUUUUCUUAUUUUAUUUUCAUUUUGCCAGCAGCACAUUCCUUAGUGUCUUUCCUUAUUAACCUUCAAGAUUAAGCUGUAGGUGAUUAUGUGCUUUCCAUGUGGAAAUGCUGUUCUCUUUUGGCUAAAAGACUGGGAGCUGGUUCAAAUGGCUUGUAAAUGCCACCUCAGUGUGAGCUUGGCUAAUAAACAGUUGCAACUGUAUAAAGGAUGGAUAGGGUUUUACAAAAUGCAGACCUAGCUGAGUGUCUGGAGAUCAUUAUUGAGCAAGAAGAGGCCCGUUGGCCCUUCUUUCUUAGAAAGUGUGACAUGUAAGCCUUCCUGAGCCGCUUGGAGAAAGAGUGGGAUAUAAAUGAAAAAAAUAAAAUAAGCCUAAUUGAUGGGUAGAAUUUUCCAAGCUUACCACUCACUCAGCAGAAUCCCAUUGUGUCCUAAACUAGAUACUGUAUGGUGUUCUGUAGAUGCAGUUAAUGUGCAGUUUGUUUUAGAAAACAUGAAUAGCAGUUGUGGGGCCACAGGGGGCUGAUAGGGAAAGUUUACCCCUCUUUUCCCCUCUGCCUUGGUCAUGAUGUAAACCAGGGGUCGGCAAGGUUUAUCUUGCCUGGGCCGGUUCACUCCAUGGGCCGGAUUGCAUGUGUGUGAGCGCACGCGAUUUCCAGUGCCAUGGAAGCGAGUCUCUGCGCUGCGCUGGUUUAGCACAGUGCGUGGGGCCUUUCUGAGUGGGUGGCUCACUUUGGGGGUGGCUCGUGGGCCAGUUAAACAACCCCCAGGGGCCGCUUGUGGACCAUGGGCCUUAGGUUGCCGACCCCUGAUGUAAACUGUAGUAAAAAGAGUUAUAUCCAGCUAGAUGAUGUCAUCAGAAAGGGGAGGUUUUGUUUUGGAGUUACAUUAGUUGGAAUACAGAUCUUGAACAAGUCAGACGUGUAACAGGUCUCUUAAUACUGGGGGGUCUCCCUGAAGCUGCUCUUUCCGUUGGCAGGGAAGCCUGCAGUUUGGUUCCAGUAAUGGAGUUGGAUGAAACAAAUGCAAUUCAAAGGAAACAAAUGCACUUUAAGUUCACAUGUUCAGAUGCAAGUCAUUAAGUGAUGUGCAGGCUUGUGUGAACCAACUGUUGGAGGCAGUAAGUCCUAUUCUGUGUCCAAAUUCUCUGUCUGCAGCACAGCAUCAUAUUCAUCCUUUUCACCAUGCUGUAGUAAACCUUCCAUCAUAAGCUGCAUUGAUUUACAGAGAUGAUCUUGAAAAAGAUGAGUCUAUUGGAAAAGUUGAGAUAAUCUGAAAGUAUCCAGCCUUCAGGGAACAGAGUAAUAGUAAUAACAAAGAAAAAAAACCUCCUCUUACCUAGCAGCUCUGACUUAGUACUAUUCCAAUUAGAUGCUGUGUAGUGCGUUCUAGAGACCACUGGAAGGUGAAAUCCCUGCAGGGAAGGAUUUGUGAGAUUCUGCAGGAAAUUGGUAUUACAUGUAAUUGUUUCCUGCUGAGAAAGAUCUAAGAGAAAGUUGAAGAAAAGCUGCUAGGCUUUUCAGCAAUCACCUCUUGAAUAUAGAUUGAAAAUGAGUUUCACUCCCUGCAUACCUACCAUAGGGGCCCCAAAGUAUAUUUUGCUUGAAUAAUGCCUCAUUACGUAAUACUGGUGAACUGCAAAAUAGUUUACCCUGUAAGUCAGAAGUCUACUGCAUCUCUAAUAAGCAAGGUGUUGGAUAACAUUAGCUAGGAUGACCUGCUGCUUGGAGUAUAUGCCUGGAAAUAAAGGGACAAAAUUGAACUUGAAAAACAAGCCCUGGUUACAACUUUCAGAGGGGUAGCCCUGUGGCUCAAAGGUGUAAAAAAAACGACAAACAGUUGUUAGAGCUGGUCCCAAAAUGUUUUGAUUCCUGAAAUGAAGGGUGAGCUCACUAUUCCUACAUAAGCUGGAUGGACAGGUACCAUCAGAGCACUGCAAAUGGCUGAGGGGUUCAGCAGGGGUCAAAGAACUGUGUGUGCGUGUGUGUGUGUGAAUGUUGCCACCACUGUCCAGCAUCAUCUACGUAAGGUAGCCACCUGCCUCUGCCUAAUGGUAGGGACAGCCCUGUAAUAGCUUUUGGUGGGCUAGUCCCUACAUCAACAGACGCACAGUGUUAUCCUCAUUUGACAUAUACACAUGCCUAAAUCCUAGGGGUGUGCAGCAGCUUUGGAAGGGUCCCAAAUGCCAAGUUGAAGUAGGGAGCCUCAGAAGGAAUAUUGGGCUUGUCCGAGGUGAAGCAGGAUCCGUACAAGGUGCCCCAAGUCAAAGUGGGGAUUCCACUCCCAGUGGCCUUGUUGACAACUCAGGUGCCAAAGAAGUCAGCACUAUUCUCCCCAUAGGCAACUGAGGCUUGCCAAAUCCUUCUAAUGAGCAUGGAAAAUAAGUCAUAGGUGAGAUUUUUAACUGGGCACUUUCUUGCUCUGCCUCUCAACCAGUGUGCUGCAAUGAACAUUUGUUUUUUUUUUAUAAUUGAUAUUUAUUAGGUUUUCAAAGAGUAACAACAAAAAUUUCCAAAAAAGUUUGAAAAUACAGAAAAAAACAAAAAUAAUACAAAUAAUAAAGAAGAAAAAACCCAGCCGCAGAAAAGAAAAAAAGAAAAACAGAAAAACAGAAAUAUAAAAUCCUUUACGAUCUCCAUUAACUUCCUUUCUAGGCUUCCUCCUCCCCUCUCUUGUUUCUUAGUAUUUAAACAAAUCCUUUCUGUUUUUUCAUAACAAUCUAUCAUUACGUUUCCUUAUUCUAUUUUCCCUUUUGUCAUAUAAAAACUUUAAAACUCAAAGCUUAUAUUCAAUAUUUAGCAAAUUCUUACAUCAUUACCUUUUUACAAAUCCUUUACCAAUCCUUACUUAAGCCAUAUAAUUUCAUUCAACAUCCUUCAGACAUUUAUAAACAUUCCCAAUAUUAAAAAAUAAGAAAGAAAAAUAAUAAGUCAGAUUCAGUCCAGUCAGCUUCCAGCCUCCCUCCCCUGGACCCGGGAUUGUCAGUCCUUUUAACCUCAAUAAUCCGGCUCCUUAACCUGGUUGUCUCGUAUCCGAGGCCCUCAAGUCUCUUUCUUGCCCCUUUCGCCACUCUUGUUGAUAUUUCCCUUUCAGUCGUGGAUACUCCAGCAAAAAGAUGCUUUUGACUCUUUGCAGCAAGUCCAUCCCAAACCCAUUACCCAAGCCAGACAGCAGAUAAUACCACUUCCAAUUUCCACAAAGCUUGGAGACUUCGACUACUCCAAUCCUCUGAUGGCCCAUCACUAGACUCGGAAAGUCCAAAUAACCAUAUAGAGGGGUGUCAAUCCAUCCCCCCAUUUCCAAAUCUGACCACAUUUCAUCUUUCCGAAUCAGGUUUGUCCCAAGUUCAUUUAUCAAGUUCAAAGGCUGAUCUUGCCCAUCCAAAGGUCCCUCCAUCUCUGAAGCCUCCGUCGCUACAGCAGGUUCAUAUACUUGUAUAGACUUUAACUGAAUUUCAUUUGUUUGCUGCUGUGCUCUGGUAACUUCCAUCAUCAAGGUCGGCUCCUGACGCAUCUGGUCCAGCUGGGCACUUAAUUUUGCAAAACCUUCCAGGAACACUUGUUCAAGCCUUUGUACAAGCAUUGUCCUUCAAGGUCAAAGAAAAUUCUUUCCCACGAGAAUAGUCCUUCUCUUUUAAACUCUCUGCAUUGCAAUUUCACUCAGUUCCACUAGAUGGAAAACCCUUUUUAAAAAAAAAUUUUUAAGAGGGGGAAAAACAACAGCAACAAUCUUUCUUUUUCCAGAAACACUUUAUCUAAAAUUCCCCCUUCCAAAUUCAAGAGGCAACAGUAGAAUCAAAAUGUUACCCUUCUUUUAACUAUCUGUCGAGCUGGAUAAGCUUCAAAACGUCAGUUCUGACAGCCCGCUCCUGGUUCAGGGCGGUGGAAAAUUACUUUAUUUUAAACUCACUUCCGCAGGGUUGAAAAAACCAAAACAACCCCCUUCUUCUCCUGCAGUCAAAGGGGGGUUCAGAAAUCUUAGAUGUUGAAUUUUAGUUCUCUCAGAAUUUAAUUUUCAAGCUUUAGUAUAAUUUGUCUUUGCUUUCUUCACAUAACAAAAGAACGGAAGGCGACUUCCUGUUUAGACCUUUCCGUUCCGAGUCCCAAUUAAAUUCAAUUUCAAGUUCAAGUCCAAUGUUAUUUAUUUAUUCACCAAUCUUAAAAGUAGUUCAGCUCUUCCAGGAUCAGGUACUCACGGAUAGAUGUUUUAGAUGCCAAAUUGUCCAGGAAAAAGGCAGCGCUCUCCGAAACGGCAGUGCGGCUUUGCUGCACGGAGGAAGCAGUCGACUCACAGCACCACGCACCUCCACUCCGGAGCCCGGUAACGGGCUCCUGUACAGGGGAGAGAGCGCUCUCGGUGCCCGCCGAGUCCCACGUCCACAGGCUUCUUCCGCCUGUGGUUUUUAAGGGUCCCCGCUGCGCCGUAGCGGCAGGACCCAAGCCUCCGUGCAGCGGGUUCCCUUCAGUUCGAAGGGAAUUCCGCCAUUUUCCGGAGGCGCCACCCCGGAAGUGCUGCAAUGAACAUUUGACCCGCAGAACAAAUAAUAAUCCUUUGCAAUAUACUCUUUGAAAUGAGAAGACAUGGACAUUGCCUUGAGUUUCAUAGUGACAGACGAAAGGCAGGAUAUAAAUAUAAGAAAAACAAAAACAAUGGUGCCUAGUUCUAGAUACACUGCAAAAAGAUGCUGCUUGCAAUCAACUUAAAUUCCCAGCUAAAAACUUUCAGUUUAGCCCAAAUGCACAGCUGUCUUCUCUCCAUUGAGGUAAAUAUUUUCAGUGCUGCUGGCUUACAGUGCAAUCCUGUCCAUGUCUACUCAGAAGUAAGUCCUAUUGAAUUCAACGUGUCUUACUCCCAGGCAAGCAGUUAGGACUGCAGCCUUAUUACUCAGUUGCUUCUUUCAUCUGUUUGACUGCUCAUGGGUUUCUGCAGAGCCAUUUUAACCAGACAUAUCCUGGGGUGCACUGUUCCCACAUCUCCCUCUAGAUUUGCAAAAGUAGGCCAUUGCCAGCCAGCUGCUGGUUAGGGUGCCCCUCCUUGUUGAACGCAGGCUCUGUAUUAUUUAUCUACCCAGGCAACUGUUCCAAACUCAAAGGCUUUGAACUCAACAAAACAGGGGAAAGUAGCAGAUCACUGCUGUAAUUAUUGCAAACAAAAAACAGAAUUUUAAAAAUGUACCGUAAUUAUUAUUCUUUUUACAAUGUGCCUCACUUUCUUGCUUCCAACUGGUGCCAGAUUUAUGUCCUUAGAUCUCUAAGAAAAUUGCUACUUGGACUUUGUUCACUUGGACACUAAGAUGCAUUUGCUCUCCAGAGCGAGUUUGCUGGCUCCACAGCUCCUGGUAAUUUUAGGAGGAAUGAUGGUCCCUUAGAAACAGGGACGGUAAUACCACAGUAGUACAGCAGCCGGCUGCAGGAAAUAAACUGUAUAACAAGUACAGAAGACCACAAGGCUCUUUAAUCUUCAACACUGCUCUUUGUCAUGCUACUCAUUAUUCCGUUUCCCUGUUGUUUGCAUGCAUGUGCAUAUUUUAAGCAAGGACACACAUUUAUAUGCUGGCUGCAAAAGAAGGCGAUGGGCCUGAGCAUGACUACACAAGAUAGGGGAGAAUUUCCUUCCCUCCCAAGCUCAUGCUCACAUUCUUCAUUAAGCUGCAACUGCAUUGCCCUAAGGACAGAUUGAUUCUAAAUGGAAAUGAUGCGGUUUCUGAAAUGUGCCCACCCACCAUUUCAUAGAAUCAUACCAUUGAAGGGACCCCAAGGGGCAUCUAAUCCAACCCCCCUGCAAUGCAGGAAUCACAAUUAAAGAAUGCCUGUCAAAUGGCCAUCCAGUCUCUCUAAUGAAGGAGAGUCCACCACCUUCUGAGGUAGACUGUUCCUCUGUCAACCUGCUCUUAUUCCUGAUGUUUACUCAGAAUCUCCUCUCUUGCAAUUUGAAUCCAUCACUUUGGGUCCUACACUCUGGAGUAGCAGAAAACAAUCUUGCUCCUCCUUCCAUGUGACAGCCCUUCAUAUAUUUGAAGAUGACUAUCAUAAAUCUCUUUGAGGGUGGGCUUUCUUUUUUGAAAUAAGUUUAUUUUUUUUUUCCAGAUUACAGUUUUAUAAUCACAUAUCCAACAUACAGCAUAAAGACAAGAUUCCGUAGAAUCUCCUGGACUUCCCUCCUCCCCUUUGUGAGUCCUAUUAUUAAUCAUUUCCUCCUGCAUCUUUUAUAAUAAUCCAAAUCUUUUACAUCUUCAUUAUAUCCAAAAUUCACCACUAAACUACAAGUGUUAUUCCAUUCCUACUAACAAUUUUAACUGUUUCCCCCGUUCUUUAUUAAAAUUUUGGUCUUCCUGAUUUCUGAUUCUUCUGGUCAUUUUUACCAUUUCAGCAUAAUCCAUCAACUUAAUCUACCAUUCUUCUCUGGUUUGGACUUUAUCCUCUUUCCAUAUCAUAUAAUCUCUUUGUCUUCUCUUCUCCAGGCUAAACAUACCCAACUCCCUCAACCGUUCCUCAUAAGGUUUGGUUUCCAGACCCUUUAUCAUCUUGGCCACCUCCUCUGCACAUCUAUAUGAAUUGGUAUUGAGGUUCUAACAAAGGUUCUAACUAACAAAGGUUCUGUUAGUUGCUUUUUAAGCUCCUCACAUCUUCUCAAACACAGUCAGCUCACACAUUCGCCACAAAUGUAGAGAAUUCACUUGUGCUAUCUGUACGUAGGACCCAGGCUUGAGUGUUGAGUAAUCUAGUGAUGGCAGAUCUAAUGAAAGAACUGCAUGUGCGAAUGAGCCCUGAGCUGCGUAAUGACCCAGGCUUUUUCUCGAGUCUGGAGUGCAUUUAUGGAGGCUGCACUGAAAGAUCCCCAGACUGCAUGACUUAAUGAAUAAAGCACAUUGUUCACAGAGGGUCUCACCAGAGGCAAAACUUUGAAAAGUGCAAGAGUCACUGUUUUGUGGACCUCUAACUGCUUUAUCAUAUGGUCAGAGAAACCUGGCAGUUCUCAUAUGGCAGCAUAUGAAUUCAUUUGAAAGAUUUCUGUCAGAUCACCCAAACAGAUAGUCAAGUUCUAGCUGAGAGGCAUGGCCAGUAGAACAAACGAAUUCCCUGCAUGAAUUUCUCAACCAUUCAUUCCUUUGUGAGGCUCACAUAAAGGGAAAUUAUUUGUUUCUCCCCUAUUCAAUGUACUGAGAAAGUCUCUGACUUAGGCAGAGUUCAAUAAAACUGGCAGCCCUCUUGAAUGCCACAUAACAUUAUCCAAGCUCAGACUACUAACUGAGCAUCAAGCGCAAAAGCAGUUGAGUUGUCUAUAGUAAUCACACACAGUCCUUCGCCUGUACUUCAACCAUGCUAGAAUUUAUUGAUCUAGGGCAGGGUAGGGGAACCUGUGGUCUUCCAGCUGCUGGAACUUACCCUAGUGUAAGCCUGGAAAAUGGGUGGUUGAAGGGGGAACAGGUGGGGAUGGGCAUAUGCUGGAUCUUAACUUUCUUCAGCUUAUUCAUGUGACCUGGCAACCUGGCAGAACAUGUGCCCAUGAAAAGGUAAAGGGACCCCUGACCGUUAGGUCCAGUUGCGGACAACUCUGGGGUUGCGGCGCUCAUCUCGCUUUACUGGCCAAAGGACCCGGCGUACAGCUUCCGGGUCAUGCGGCCAGCAUGACUAAGCUGCUUCUGGCGAACCAGAGCAGUGCACGGAAACACCAUUUACCUUCCCGCCAGAGCGGUACCUAUUUAUCUACUUGCACUUUGACAUGCUUUCGAACUGCUAGGUUGGCAGGUGGUGUAAUUCAACUCUAUUUCAAAGGUUUAUUUCCCCUUUGGAAAGCUUAGGCUGGCUCAGCUCGCAGUAGCCCCACUCCUGAAUAGGGUUUGGAUCUGAGUUACUUUAUGCUGGCUAAACUUAAGGAAGCGUAACUUAUGCUGGCUUCUCAUACAGGCAACUACCCAUUUAUGUACAUACAAGACAUGGGCGACAGCGCAUCACCACAAACAAAAAGGGGUGAAAAUGCCUGUAAAAGAGUGUAAAAAUUGGAAAAAUUGCACACAAACAGCAUCUAGCAAUCCCACAGGCCUUUGCAAGUGAAAUUCCAGGAGCCUUUGCACUGACCUUUGAGGCCUGUGGAGAGUUCGAGUUUGAGCAACAAGGUUUGGAGCGAUUGUGUGCUUGCAGGCUUUUUCAGUGGUGCUCCCAAUAUACAAGACUUCACUUAAAUGUGUGAUAGCUCGGAAUGUAACGUCCCUAUCAUAGGUACGAAUUUAUUAUGGGCAGGCAGGUCCGGAACAAUUUUAUAGCCUUGUAACUUUUGUUGACUUAUUAGCAAGGAUCUCUUUUGGCUCAUCCCUUCUUAGGAAUUCUCUACUUCCUGACUGCAAAAAGAGGACAACUCAUAUAUUUUGUUUAAUUCAGAAAACAAUCCUAAGCAUAUGUAAUUGACUUGCAAUUGACCUCUCCUUAAAGUUAUCUGUUCCAUCUUUACUGAUGUAUGGUGGGCCUGAGUACUUUCCCUGAACCCCUCUUUGAUCUAGCAGGUCAGCAUUUGCAAAGCUUAUCUUAAUUACCCAUCCCCUUGUUUAGGUAGUCUCAAGAAAGACUCCCCAAAGAAGCUUAGGGAGCAGCUGAGAUGAAGCAAGAACAAAUUAAUGACCAUUUGAUAAGAUUCAUAAAGGGCAGAGAGAUCAUCCAUUUAUCUGGCAGCCAAAAGUAUAGAGUAAAUAAGUAUGCUCUUUGCCUCUGUAUUAUCUCAGAUGUCAUGCUUUCUUUGGAUUAGCAGAGAGGUGAAGAGAAGUAACAACAGCACCAGUUCUGCUUUAUCUCUCCAUGGGAUUUGAAUUGAAGUCUGAUGCCCUAUCAGUUAAGGGAUGUGUUUGUCUAUGUGUUUGCUGCCCUUCUAUAGCUACAGAUCAUCUUCUAAUUUGCGUGGAAAGUAGGAUACCUGUUUUAGAAGGGGUUUCCUGCCCUGUGUUCCAUGCUACAGCUGCAUAUCCCCUCCCCCAAAAAAAUCUGGAGGCUCAGGAGACCCUCCUAUAUGAUGUUCGAUCGGGUGUGAGGAGCCGAGAGGUGAAGGAAAGGAUGUUGUUAGCUAAAAGUUGAAGCAAAAGUGUGACUUUAUGUCUAAAGGCCUUGGAUAGAACAAACACCAUUAGAUGUACUGCUGGAUAAGUGUUUCAUGGCUCUUACAUUUGUUUAAAAAAUAAUACAAAUUGUGUGUAUAUGUGCAUGUGUGUGUUUUAACAAAAGCUUCCCAACUCCUCUUCUUGGUCAUGUGGGACCAGGAGGAGGCUAGACUUGUUCACAUUGCACAAUUGUGGUUUAGUGCUGCAUCCAAACACUUCCUAUGUUUAUCUCACUGUUUUAUGCAUAGAAUUACAGCCUUUGUCCUAGGCCAAACCAGUAUUCCUUCUAGGAUUACGAAAGAGAUUCAUAGGCUCCUCUGGAGUAGAUGACCUGAGGACUGCACCUGCUAGCAUCAUGUGUGAGGGGCAGUGAAUAAGCCUGUGUGAUAUGUCAAGGAGCACAUUGGCAAAAAGGAUUCCUUGCUUGGCUUCCUUCCUUGCCUCCCACAAGCCCUCCUGUUCUUCAUGCGAAAGAAUGUUUAGGAAGCUGUUAAAACUGUUAAGAAAUUUAAUCACCACAUGACCAAGGUCAAAAAUGCUGUGAAAAAGGAAGCAAAGAGCUAGUAAAAAAGAAGAAGAGGCAACUCCCCCUCUUUCCAGAUUGUUGUGGUAAAGCACUGGGUGCUCCUCUGCUUUAGAUAAAAUACAGGGGUGCAUAUUUUUUCUAAACAGGUGGCUAGCCAUCCUGGGGCAUUUUUCCCUGGGAAGGCUAAUUGUGACUUUGUUUUUGAAUAGCGCCUGUUGAACAUGUAAUAUAUUGCAGCUCUAAGAUCUUCUGUGUAGGAUAAGAGGAGAAACAGAGCUGCACAUUUAAUCUGCAUAUGUGAUGAGUUAGUUAUGGUCGCCUUCAGGUAUUUGGCAGUUUCGAGAUAUGCUCUGAAAUGCAAACCAGGCCUCAAGGGCUUUAGAGAAAACUGUGUAAAAAAGAGAGAGAGUUUUGAAUGAAAAAUUAACACACAUACUAACUUCUGCAAAGUGAAACCAGCUGGCAGCUGCUAAAGUCUGCUCGUGUCAUUGAGGCUGCAAUCCCACACCUACUUCCUUGGGAGUAAGCCUCAUUGAGCUCAGUGAGACUUACUUACAAGUAGACACAUGUAGGAUUGCACCCUCAGCAAACUGUGGUACCCAGAUUUCUUUGGGGAAAAGCAUGGCUGUUAAAGCAGUAUAAUGUUGCUGCAAAUGUAUGGGAUGCAUGUGACCUACAGUAUCAUAAUCUAAAACACACAUGAGAUGUAAAGGACAGGGGAAGAAAUAGGGAGUGGGUUCUGUCUUCUAAAGGCAGAGGAAAAUCACCGACCCUGGUCAAGCAAAGCUGAGGAUGGGGCAACAUCUGCCAAUCCAGGUGCCUGUGCUUUGGGGAAUAAUCACUUGCAGCCAGGCCUUGAUCCCACUGAAGACAACAGUAUCACCCAUCUUGGUUUUCAACAGACACACCACUUCACUUACCACAACAUGACUCAUCAAAAGUAAUAUGUGAUAAGGGGACACAAUGUGAAGGGGAGAUAUAGUUUAAUCUCUCAUCAUCUCACACCAUAAAAAGCACAGACUGAAGCUCCCAUGCAUAAGCAAAGUGGUGUGUUUUUUCCCCAAUAGGACACUGCUGCCAUUCUCCAGAGCAUUCCUUUAUUAGAGAAUAAUCUUAGAUUUUAGCUCCCCUUGUAAGAGUAAAUAAUGGCCGUCCAUCCCAUUUUUCCACAGACAGCUUUGCCCCUUCUCCCGUUCUUCUGCUUGCCGGGAAGGUUUGCUAACCUUCUUUGUUAUUGUCACAUUCACACAUGACAUUUAAAACCCUCUUAUACUACUGAAACAGUCAUCACUUCCCCUCAAAGAAUUCAGGAAACUGUUGCUUUUAAAGGGUGCUGAGAGUUGUUAGGAGGCCCAAACAUCACCUGGCAUGGUGGGGAAAGUUUCACCUAAUAAUUUUCUGUGUUAAAUGACAAAAAACUGAAUCAGUCUAAAAAAUGUAAUGCUUUAUAUUAACACCCAACAUGUUUGACCUUCCAGAUGAACCCUAACCCCCAGAUUCCCAGCCUUCAUUUUUCAGAAUGAGUAAGUUAAUUGCAUUUUUAGAACCUGAGAUAUGCAACAAAAUGUACAGGUGUUAUUCUUUGCAAAAAAAAAAAAAAGCUUUCUCCCUCCUUUCAGUGUUUUUCUUUGCCUCCUGCCCCACAGUGACAAUAAUUCCUGUGGAUGCCUGUAUUCCUCUCCUGGUACAGGUAUUAUGCUUUCUUCUUGAACAAAUAACUCUUCUAUGCAUUUUGAAUGAAGCAAAGUCAGUAUGCCUGAGCUGACAGGGACACUGAAGAACAUGGUUCUUGCUCUGCAUAGAUAAGACAAGUGCAAGGUGGAAGGUAGAGACUCCAUUCCUAGGAAAUGAAUCCAUAAUAAGCAGGAUAUUAAAAGAUAUGGGGAAACAUGCGACCACAGUAGGAAGGGAUGGAACGGUCCAUUUCUCUUUUCAACAGUGGCCAUCCAGAUGCUUUAAGGAAGCUGAGAAUCAUGAUCUGAAGCAACACCCCCCCCCCUUAGUCUGAAGUGGUACAACCUGGGCACAGGUUUACCAUGUCAAUGGUUACAUAGUCAUGGUGUCUUCAUAUAGCAUUAAAACCAAGGGGUGGGGAGGAACAGCCCCAGGAUUUCCCUCCCUAAGCAAGAGUGACUUCAUCUGCUGAAGUACCUGGUAAUCAACAGGCUCCCCUUGCUGUGGCAAGUAAAUGAGGUGAUAGUGAGACUUUCAAGUUUGUUUUUGUGACUCAUCAUCCAGAGUCCUGCCUCUUCCUGCCUCUUUUGGGAUGAUAUUGUGGCCCAUAUAGUGGCAAAAGAAGCACAAGCGCUGUGCGGCAUGAAUAUUUCAAGCACCAGGGUGGGUUACCUUAAUUUUUCAUGGCAUACAUUUUGGAACAAGGAUUCUCAAGCUGUGUCCUGCAAGAGGUGUGGGAGAGAGGCUCUUACGGCACAUGGCCUGAGAAUCUCUGUUCUAGAGAAGUGGGAGAAGUCCCUGAGGACGUUUACUGAUAUUAUCAAAAGUUCUUUUGCUGCACACUCCUUUGCUUGGUGGCAUUGGAAGCUGAGUGAGAUUGUUGGUCCUUCCAGUUUAGUACCCUAGCAGUGGCUCUCCAGGGUUUCAGAUGGGGGUCUCUCUCCCAGUCCUCCCCAGAGAUGUAAUAGAUUGAACAUAAUCCACUGUAGCCUGCACCACUGAGUGGUGAGCCCUCCCUUUGGCUUCUUGCUCAGAAGUAAUUCCCACUGUGUUCUAUAGAAUUUGCCCCUAGGACUAGGUCAGGACCUGGCAGACCAGGGUUCAAAUCCCAGCUAUGUUUGGGACCUUGGAGAGCAGUCACUGACUUUCAGCCUAGCCUACCCCACAGGGUUGUUGUGAGAAUAAAAUGGGGAGGAAGAGAACUAUGCAUGCCACCUAGAGCAGCUCCUUGGAGGAAAGGUGAGCUCUAAGUGUAGUCCUAAGAAGAUUGUGUGUCCUUUCUGAGGAUGCUCGCAGGUAUGGAGGGUUGAGAGGGGUGUGUGAGCGUGUGUAGAAACUAGACUGCUGUACAGAGGUAAAAUUUACAUGUGUAAAUGUACAAGUGUGCUCUGGCCCCACCCACCACCAGCUUGUGGCCCACAGAAUAGUUGCCCAGAAGAGGACAGUGCUGCUCUCGAAUUGAAACCCGUUCCUCACCUCUAGCUGGACCACCAAAAACCUGACCAAGCUGUCACCGAAAGUUUAUGUGUCUUAUCCCUGCUAAACAACAAGGAUGCAACUUUCCAAAGAUUUCAUGGUGUGUUUUGUUUUUUGUUUAAAAGCCACGGUGAUGUCUUUGUGGCUCUCUCUGUGUGUGUUGACAAACAGUGCGCUGAGAGAAUGCUACCGCCCGGCUCUGUAGGUUUGCCAAAGAGGCUGCUUUCCUUUUUCAAGCCGAAGCGAACUUAAGGAAGCCCACAAGGUGUUCAGGAAGGAGGAGGCGGAGGCGGAGGCGGCUUGCAGAACUUGCAGGGAGAGCUGCUCGCUCCCUUCAAAGCCAGCCGAGCGCUGGAGAGGAGAGGAAGGGAAGGGAAGGGAAGGGGGGGCGAGGCAUCUCUCUCUCUCUCUCCACCCGGCCUGCUCCCUCCGCACCGCUCCCUCCUUGCGGGGCUCCGUCCCGAGCGCAGAGCGCACCGAGGCCACCAUGGGGGCGGAUGAGCCCCAGGGUAAGUCGCCGGCCGGCCGAGCGGCUGCUUUUCUCUCUCUCUCCCGUCCAUCACCUCCUCUGGACUAUUGCGGUGCCUUGUGCUGGAAAUCUGCCUUGGGGGAAGAGAAGAGACCUCUCCCCCCCACACCUCCGCCCUCCUUUUCCAAGCCGGCCUGGCUGUCACGUAGCCGUGCGAUUCUAGACUGCGGCGCCUCAAAAGUUUCGGCCGUCGUUCCCCAGCCGAUUUUUGUUGUUUGUGCGUGGGGGGGGGGGUGUCGUUUCUGCCUGCCUUUCCCUUCUCGCCAUCUCUCAGCCCCCUCCCUCUAUGGAGAUGGACGGAGGGUGCGGUCGCCGACUGCACGUGCUGGCAGCCAGGACGGUGGUAGCCCGGCAGAUCUCGGCGCGGCGCUGCCCGGGCUGGGCUGGAAGGGUGCGGAGUAGGGGAUAGGAAUAACAACUCCGCUCCAAAUCUGGAGGCCAGAUACUCUCUUCUCACGCUCUGCAAAGUGUCUCACUCUGAGUUUUAUUUGUGUGUGUUUGGGGAGGGCGAUUAUCUAAUUGUUGCCCCAUUUCACACCCCCCCCACACUUUUGGGGGAAGGAAGGUAGAAUUAAAGCGGUGGCUUUGCACCUGAGAAGGUCUUAGCCAUGGAGCAGGUUUCCACUAUCCAGCUGAUAAGUAACGAGGCUUGGUUUGAGCAUGUGCAAAGUGCCGUUCUUUUGCCUCUCUCUCUCUCUCUCUCUGGGGGGUGGGGGACACGAAAUGUACUUCUGCAUCUUAUCUACCUGCUCCCUCUCCUUCAGUUUGUGGGAGAAGCACAUAGAAAUCUUAGAUGAUUUUAAGUUUACCUCCCACACCCUUCCAGGAAUCAGGGCUGCCCUUCAUUCCCUCCCUCCAUUUCAUCCUCACAGCAACCCUGUGAGGUAGACAAUGUGUGUCACCCAGGGAGCUUCUUGCCUGAGUGGAGAUUUGAACAGUGGUUCCCCACUGCGCACCCCACACUUAACAUUAAGCCGCACCAGUGGAAUGAAAGGAAAUCCCUGACAAGUUUUGGUGAGUUUCCGUUUUACACAGCGCUGGAUUUAGGGUUAGACAGCUUAACUGAGCGGCGCCUGUGGUGCCCUGCUUGGAAGGCAAUGGGUGCCAUGGACUAGCUGCUUGGCUAUAGUAACUCAAUACAGAAACAAUAGCUUUUCUAUAUGGUCUGAAGAAAUGCAGAUUUGUAGAUCUGAGCAUGGACAUUCCUUGUCUUACAGGACAAGAGGAAAAUCAUGCCUGAAAAUUGUGUGAUGAAAUGGGCUAUUGGUGCAAUAAUGUAAAAAGGUAUUCCAGGCUUGAACUUGGUGCCCUCCAGCCUGCAGGCUGAAGUUGUAGUCCAAAAAAUUGGGCAAAUAGAGAAUCGUUGGACUCUGAAGAAGAUUGUUUUCUAAAUGCAUAUUAAAUGUCAGUUUCUGAGCACCACUCUGAGAUUCCCUGCUCCUGUUUGUUUUAUGUGUAAGUUGAAUCUUCCAUGGAGAUCAGGUGUGCUGAAAGAAUGCAGUCCAUUCUCCCAAAUAACAAGUACCUAGCAAAUGUCAUUCUUGGUACAAUUCAGAAACAAAAUGUUUUCACCUAUGGCAAAAAGGGGAGCUUUUAUAUCAGUGAAAAUGUUUUUGUUUCUCAGUGUUUGUAUCUGAAUGGUUAAGAUAUUUGUUAUACUGAACCUGAGUCAGAAUUUGCAAGGGCUCCUCUAGAUCCUAAUUAAGGGCUUAGAUUGAAAAGUGCAAAGUCAGAAUGAAGGAGAGUGCCUCUGACCAUAUGCAGAGUGGCCUCUCCUGGACUCUUAUCUACAAGUGAGUGUAGCCAGCUCAUAAGCAGCAGGUAAAAGAGGGCAAAGCUUUUUAUCUGGUUGAAUGCUGACACCAUUUUCUGUACUCUGUUUUAAGUGUAAAGAAAUAAAAUGAGAAAGGAGAAAAAAGUGAGAUGCAGUUUGCUUUCCUUUAGCAAAUUACAUAAAUGUUUGACGUACCCCAUCCACCUGGCCAUGCAGUCUGCAUGUGCCUUCAGACCAUUGGCCCAUCUUGCUUGUCUGUAUUGUCUGGCAGCAGCUCUCCCAGGUUUCAGAGAGGGGAAAUGCCCAGCCCUACCUGGAGAAACCAGGGAUUGAACCUGGGACCUUCUGUUGAGUUAAGCCUCUUUCCCAUCACUAAUAUAGUUUAUAGACGCCAUGUAAUAUUCCCAGCCCCCUUUCUCAAAGUUUUGGAUUAGUUCGUGUGCUCUUAAAAUCCUCUUGAACUGGGACAUGUGAUACUUCUGGUGCUCACAGAGUGAUAGGCAUUAAGUCUUAGGGAUCUAACACUUAAAUUAAAACAUGCAAAAUUCUCUGCCAGGAUCCUGCUGCCUUUGCAUCCCUGGGGUGUUUAUUGUUCCCCAGCUAAAGCUCUGUCCAGAGCUAUACACUAUAAAUAUAUUGAAUUAAAUGCUUGUUGAAGACUGCAGUGAAAUCCAGGUCUCCCAUUCUCUGCCCCGCUCUUCCAAGAUGUAAUCAAUUUCAGCCAUAAAAUGCCACACACUUGUCUGCUAUUUUAGGCGCAUUUAGUUUAUAAUAGUCAGCAAUGUUGACACAGUCAGCUUUAGUUGAAAAAAAAAUCCAGCUUUGAACAAGUAUAGGUAGGGUUUUAAAACUUCAUAGCCUACGGAAAGAGUUUAAUGAAAAGUAUGGUUCCUUCAGUAAAUGCUGUAAGUUGGUUUGGGGUGGACUCCGGGGGGGGGCAUUGUUUCAUCAUCAUUUAAUAACCCCCUUUAAGACUGUGUUCAUUUCUGGGUCAGUCUUGGACAAAUUGGUGCAGAAAGAUACACCUCAUUCCACCCCAAGACUUGGUGAUGGGAAUGAGUGGGAGGUUCUUCAUGUUGCAGAUUGCAAGCAUAUGGGGCACUAAUCCAGAGCCGGCCCACAAUGUGGGGGGCAAAAGGGUUCAAGCCCCCCUGCCCCACAGGCAUAGAUCCCAAUCUUGCUUGCCUUCCUGUGCCUUUAGUUUGUUGCUUAAAAGCUAUUCCUGCAGUUGCUAAUUGUGCAGAUGUUGCCAAUAGUGGAUGGAGUGGUGGGGCAGGGGGAGGUUAGUUCAGUGCAAACAGACAGACCAGUAAGAGCGUCUGAUGGGCUCUGCUGGUGCAUUUGCACCAUGCCCGCCUACCCGCCCCCUCUUUUCCCUAGUGACUUGGCUGUCAGGCGGUUAGGUCAGCCCUGCCCCAACACCACAUCAUCAGCUGUUGGACUCCAACUGGACAUCAGACCCAGGCAAAAAAGGCAAUGGUCAAGGUUGGUGGAAGUUGUAUAUAACAAUAUCCGGAGGGCACAGGCCCUUGCAUGGGACCUGAAGCUCUUCUAGUCUUUGACAAGUUGUGCUGUGCUUAAUUUGCUCCCAAGGUGAUCUGUGAUAAACUGAUCCAAGAGUGGAUGCAAUUUGCAUGCCACCCAGUGUGCCAAUCAACUCCUAGAUUUGCAUACCAUGUGACAUGCUACUAGUGACAGUAGUGGGUGAGGAGGAAAUAACUCCACAUUCCAUAAAUAACACUGCAAAGAGUGCCUUGAUCCCUUUGACCACUCUUCCGUAAUUGCUUGCUUAUUUCGGAGUAGCCAACGAGACGAAAGCAAUUUGAGGAUCACCACUUUAUCCUCUCCAUUUUUGACAGAUUACAGUGGUAUAUUGUAUUGUACACAAUUAGACUUGUCUCUCAUGAUCUAAGGAACACAAUGGGGGGAGUAAACAAAGGACCUCUUGUUUUAUGAAGAGGAAAGCAAAUAAUCUUUGCAAAACUGUGCUUAAUUAUGGUGAGAUCAUUGAACAAAUACUUUUUUUGGACUGUGUCAAAGCAGCCACCUGCACAAAUGCAAGCCCCAUUUUGGCCAGAGUAUAUUUAUCUUUGGGGUGAUGGUUUCUGAAGUUCUUGGGAGAGGUGACCUGCUCAUUGUGAAAUGUGGCCUGAGUCUUCCAUGUUAACAGAUUUGGCUGGAGUCCACCCUAAUUAACUUUGAGCUGGAGUGCAUGUGUGUUUGAUGGAGGAGAAUACAGCACAGCAUGCAAUCAUGGCUGUGUUUAAACUUUUCCUUUUCUGAACUCUCUCAACUCACCGAGAGCUGCACCUCCAAAGUCCUUUGGGCCUUUUAGCAAAGCCAUGUAUUGGGGUUUUAACAGAUGUUGUUUUCCACUCCUUUCGUGGAAAAGGUUAUCUUGCUGGCUAUUGUGCAUUGUUCCAAGGGCCCAUGGCUUGGCAGUGGAAUGCUGGGGGAAGCUUGCUCGCUUCCAGCUACAAAGGAAAGUGCAAGUCUUCAGCGGCCUCAGUGAACUCUGUAGGAUCUAACUGUAGAUGACUGUGCAGGCUGAUGGGAUAUAUUAACAUGCAUGGGAGGCCUGGCCAAGUUUGUCUCAAGAGCACCGUCGUAGAAAAUUCAAUGGAACAGUAAUCAUUAUAAUAACAGAUGCUGAAAGAUGGCUGCAUAAGGUACAUAAGUUUUUGACUUCUGGAGCAACUGGUGGUUCACAGCAUCCACACGUACCUAGCAUACACUUACAGGUCAGUCUCUCACUAAUGGCUUGGCACCUUGAUUUCUAUCAUAGUGGCUUUCCAAAAGUUGCGGCUGAUCUUUUCGGGGAGCACAGAUAGCUGAAGGGAGGAGGACUAGGGUGGCAGACUUUGCUUAAUUGAACUUGAUCCAAGCCUAACAAUUUUUGCAUGUGGUAUAGUUUCCAUUUUAUUAGAUGCAUGGAGUGCCGUCCUCGGUAGGCAGGCACAUAUCUUCAUGGGUGCAGAGGAAAAGAAAUGGCAUGCAGCCCCGUUAGCUGGCAAUGAAAUGCAAAAAGUACAGCCUGAAAUUCAUGCCUUAAAGGUAUGCAAACUUGAACCAUUCAGGUGAAAGGAAAGUAACAUGGAUUUCAAUCAUCCCAACUAUACCAGCCUGGUACAGGAGUCCUUGUCUUCUUUUACUUGUGGUCAUCCUCUUUUUCUCCUAAUACUCUUUUUUUUAAUAAAAAAAUAAAAAGGAAAGGAAAGGAGACAAAGCUAAAUCCUAGGUGACUUGAGCUGUCGGAAAAGAGCUGUUAAUGCUUUAAGCUUGUCAGAACUGGUUGAUCACUUUGAUUGUACUAUGGAGCAAACCUUGUACCCCUUUUCUGGGGUUUUCACUAUCCAGGGUUUGUUCUUGAUAACUGCGAUUUGUCGGGGAUGGGAAUUUCACCUCCCACCAGAACUGCAAGGAUGGGAAUCAGGUUUAACUCCAACCAUAAUUUCAGUAGUUGCAGCUCUUUGUUUUGUUUUCAUUCCAGUUGGGGAGGGGCAUUAUGGUACUGCUCUUUUAGGGCACUGUGAUGAUAAGAGCAGAAAUCACUCUCCACUCUUGUUACUGAGAAGGUGGGGGGGGCAGCUCAUUCCUACUGAUGGGGAUCCCAUAGGUUACUGCAAUUUGUCUCUAUGUACAGAAUGAGCCAAGAUGCAAUAGGUAAGCCUUCUGCACAUUCUUCACCUGUCACAAUGAUGGUAGGACUGGUCUAAGUCAAGGUGCCUUGUAUCAAAGGCCAGCCAAGGGAUUCUAGCAUCUAAGGCAAAGUGCUUCUCCCACACCUGAAAAAUGCUAUAGCUGCUACAAAAAGUAACAUCAGGGGCGGACUUGGGUAAUACUGAACCCUGAGUGAAGACAAAAUUUGGCACCUUUCCCUCUCUCACUUUCUGUUCUGCGCAUGCCCCCAAGUACAUGAUGUCAUUAUUUUGCCCCCCCCUUUCAUUGAUACCUUGGGCAGAGGAACUGCCUGCACUGUCCUAAAUCUGCUGCUGGCAAAUUAAAUAACCAGCAAUUCUCUGCCCUUUCACUACACUGAAAAAUUAGCUGCCUCACCAGAGUGGUGAGGCUGACUGGGUGUUUUGCUUGAAGUGUAGAUCACAUAGUGCUCUCUGAAGCACAUCUGUAACACCAGGGUAGUAAAUAUUAUCCCCACUUUACAAUUGUCUCAUUCCAGUCUCUACAUUCAUAUCUUCUUCAGCGUAAGCCCGUGCAUUAUCCUUACUUAAAACUACCAGAAGUUCGGCUCUGCCCUCGCCGGUUCUGGAAGGAUCUUUUGGAAAAGUCACAUACGCUCAGAGACUUUGCGCCUGCCCAUUAGGGGAAAUGGGAAGCCUUGAACACUUAUUUUUUAGAUGUCCUUUUUAUGAUGAGGCACAUCGACCCCCAUCUGGUGAGGCUUGCUGACCCGCUGGACAAGCCUAAACUUCAAUUUUCUCCUCUUAGGCAAAAAUCACGAGACGACCAGGAUGGUCGCCAGAUUCUGUGCGCAGAUUUGUAGGCGCAGAACACCCCCUGGAACAAAUAGAUUGCUAGGAAAACUGCUGUAGCUGGCCUCCUGGGUGUCCCAGGGUCAAUCUGCAUGUUAUUUUAACCUUAGGUCUUUUUGUGUUCAUGUGACUAUUUCAAUUUUAAUCUAUAAGCUGUUAUUGUAUAUUGUUUCAAAUGUCUAUUUCACUCUUGUGAAAGCAGUCUCAGUUGUGCUUCUUGAACUGGUAUUUGACCGUAAUAAUAAAUUAUUAUUACUAUUUCUACUUGAAUACUGAACAUGCCUAAACUCAGUGAGAAAUACUUUAAGCAAUUGAGGUUUGUCAUUCAGCAAGUGAGAAGCAGCAGGAUACUCAAUUCAGUGUUGUACUCCUUAUAAUUCUGAAUAGAGUUUGAGUCUCUUGGGUAGGGUCUCACUAUAGUUCCAAGCUAUAUGUUGUUUUCUUGCUUCGCUCUCCAUUCUCCCUCUUUUUCACCUUCAGUAUUUUAACCAAGGACACUUGUGCUUCUCCAUCCCGUGUGUAAGGCACAUCUGGGCACUGCUUAUCUGUCUGGUGGCAGUAAGCCUCCCUUGUCCUUCCCUCAUUGCUCCCUCUGUAACUCUGUAAAGAAAUGCUGGUAUCUAAAGGCAACUAUUUGGAACUUUUUAUUUGCAAAACAAGGUAUAAAUUCAAAUGCAGGGUUUCCCAAACUUGAGUCUCCAGCUGUUGUUGGACUACAGCUCCCAUCAUCCCUAGCUUCUGAUAGUUGGCCUUGCCUCUCAGUUGAUCAGGGUGGGGAACUGGUGGCCCUUCAGAUGUUGUUUGACUUCAAUUCCCAUCAUCCCCAGUCAGCACAGCCAAUGGACAAGGAUGAUGAGAGUUGUGGUUCAACAACAUCUGAAAGUUCAUGAGUUGAAGUUCCUGCUCCCUUGGUCAUAGAGCCCCAUGAGAAGAGUUUGGCUAGGACCCUGAAAUUAGCCAGGCCUUCACUGUGGGUAAACUGAAGUUUCUCUGAAUGAUGGAGUUACCCUGAAACAACAAUAGUCCUAUUCACACAUUGUGAUGAACAAAGAGGUGACUGGGGUGGAAGGAUUAUCCACAUUCACACAUUCAGCUGACCAUGUAUUUUUAUUUAUUUGAAAUAUUCAUAGGCGGCCUUUCAGAGCAAAAUGAGCUCAUCUGCAUGCAGCUGUGUGUGCACAUCGCUCUUUCCAGCUUUUGUUGUGUACGCACACAGGUUACAUGCAGAUGUUAAGCAAAAUGCAUGAAGGUUUGGAGUGGAGUGGGGGUCAGCAUGUUCAGUCCUGUUCCCCAUCCACUCACCUCAAAUACAACUUAACAGGGCUAUCUCUCUGCAAUAACAAGAUAAAUAGCUGGAGGGACAUGUGGAAUUCACUACAGAGGUGAAAAGAUGAAUAUUGCAUCAUUAUUAUUUCUUAAAUUUCUGACCCACCCUUCCUCUCCAAAGGGCGGCAGACAACGAAGUAGCAAAACAAUACUGCUAAAAAUAAAAUGAAAACUUAUUUAGGACAUCUAAAAAUAUUAAGAGCAUCUAAUAUUUUUUUUAAAAGGUCAUAUACCCUCAUAGCUAAUAAUUUCACGGUUGCUGGGAACAGUGUCUAUCUUUAAGCCAUCAAGUGAGCAGAAUUGUUAAAAUUCUUCCUGAAUGUUGUUAAUGAGGACAUUUCCACCGAGAACGAGUAGGCCCUUUCAUGGGUCAACAGCAGCUGGGCAGCCGUGAAACCAACAUUUGGGGGGUGGAAUCUAAUGAAUGGUGAAAUUGUCCAUCAACCUUUGCCUAGAGCCAGGUUGAUGUUUUGUAUAUUUAGUCAAGGCAUUCUGAAGUGUGCCGUAAGUAAGCAUCCAAAUAAGUACAGUGGUACCUCGGUUUAAGAACAGUCCGGUUUAAGAACAAUUUGGUAUACAAACUUUGCAAAGCCGGAAAUAGUGUCUUGGUUUGAGAACUUUACCUCGCUCUAAGAACAGAAUCCGAACGGUGGAAGGGCACCGGUGGCGGGAGGGCUCAUUAGGGAAAGCGCGCCUCGGUUUAAGAACAGACUUCCGGAACGGGUUAAGUUUGUAAACUGAGGUACCACUGUACACCAAGUAAGUAUUUUGGUAACUUUCUAACCAUAAACCUGUGAUCAUUUCUGUUGCUGAUACAAAUGUGUCACAAACAAAUUCAUUUCAAUAGCUUUGUGGCAUUAAUUUCCGUCAUUUUGACAAAAAAUUCCCCCAAGCCAUCCCAAAGAUCUUGUAAAUUGUCCCAGAAGACAGGGCAAGGAAGCAGGCAGAGCAUUUGGGUCUUUAUCUCUUGGCUCAGUGGGUAGUCUCUGUCUGUAUCCCAAUCAACAAACUUCUUUAAAACAAUUGUUUCCCAACCUUUGGUCUCUAGCUGUUUUUGGACUACAAUUCCCAUCACCCCUGACUACUGAUCUUGCUAGCUAGGGAUGAUGGGAGUAGUAGUCCAAAAACAGCUUGAGAGGUGUCUUCACUUAUGCCCUCCCACUUAACUCCCACACUGAAUGUACUAUUUUGCGUUGUAGAUGUGUGUGUUCCUUUUAAUCGUGGAGCCCAAGUUUUAUAACCUGUGUUGCUUGUCAUACAAACGCCUUGAUGGAUUCUUCGUUAAAACAUUUCUUCUCACUCAGUGACCAAUUCAGGUAUUAUGACCUUGUAGCAGUUCAUGCGAAGGAUUAUUUUUGGGGGGCAGGGGAGAAGGGUGGUUUGAUAUAGUCUUCCUUGUAAUUCCCAAGAUCUUACAAGUUAGGUGGCAACUGUAAUCAAUAUGAAAAAGUAGCCUAUUCAGGUUAGUGGAUUUUCUUGGGGUGGGUGGGAGGUAUUGACACUAUAUUUCCGCACCAACAUACACCUCAAAUGUGUUCAUUGAAGACUGCAAAAUAGGAGUUGUGCCUGGAGGAAAUGUACACUCUGCCAUGCCAAAUAACUAAAGGAGGCUGUGACAUCUCUCUGGAAUGCCAGUGAGCACUGCUUAAGCCUCCCUGCUCUUUUUCUCCCUCCCCCCUCCACCACCAAGAACAAACUUGACAAAAUCCUUUGGAGGACUUUGUCCAGUGCUAGGUGUCAUUAAAAACCAGCAGAAUUUAUUUUGAUGCUGUUGUUCUUUUGUUUUCAGAACUGGUAGAGGUGGAUCAGAAGAAAUAAAACGUUUCUGUCUGAAGUUUUUUCUUGAGUUGAUUCUUCGAGCGGGGAAAGAGCUCCAUUCCCUGUACUUUGAUAGGUUUAAUGAAUGAGACGAUAUGGAGGGAUGGGCAAGGAAGGAGAAGGCUGUCGAGAAAGAUGAGCCUCAGGGGUGCAGGGAAAGGUGAUUUAGGGGGAUGCACAGGGGAUAGAGAGGGGGAGAUCAUUCUGUUGUGCAAGAACAAAUUCUGGUGGGAGCCAGUGUGGUGCAGUGGUUAGAGUGACAGACUAGGAGCUGGGAGACCAGGGUUCAAAUCCCCAAGCUCUUGGGGUGACCUUGGGCCAGUCACUGCCUCUCAGCCUACUUUACAGGUUGUUGUGGGGAUUAAAUGUGGAGGGAGAGAACUCUGUAUGCCACCUUGAGCUCCUUGGGGGAAAUGGUGGAGUCUAAAUGUCAGAGACCAAAAUGGGCAGAGCAAUGGCCAAACUGUUUUUUGCAGGUUUUAAAAGCAAUUUGAAAACCUGUUUUACCAGCAGGAAAAACAAAAUGAGUGUUCACACCACACAAGCCACAUCUUUCUGUUGUGAAGUUCACAACACUCUUGUGAAACUCUAAAAAACCCACAUGUACACAACCCUGUCACCAGCCUUUACAGGCAUUUACUCAAGGCAGGGAUUAUUAUGAAGAUAAUGAAAUAAAGCCAACGUCUGAACUGGAUAUGCAACAACUGGGAAAAGGUCCAGCUUUGCAAGGAGGCAGAGCCAAAGAUUUGGCGCUACUUUCCUUGUGUGAACUGUGCCAUCUCUGCAGUGUCUGGAAUGCUUGGCUUACAAAUGCGAAUAAUAUGACAGUCCUGUUCUCAUGCUUACAAUAUAAAAUACAUGGCAUAAGAGGAGAAGGGAUCAGGAGGGAGGAGGAAAUGAGCAAUGUUUCUUAGUUACUGAAUUCUUGCAAUGGCUAGCUGGAAUUGAAAUAUUUCAAGGAGAGGAGGAGUAAUAGUGUUGGGUAGAACUGCUGGAAGGAUUUCCAAAAGGAUAUCUGCUCAGGAACUCUUGAUUUCUUUUAAAAUCUCAUAUUUAUCCAUUACAUCCUCGCAAGAACCCUGUGAGGUAGCUUGGGUUGAGAGACGGAGACUUGCCCAAAAUCAUCCAAUGAGCUUUGUGGCUGAGUGGAGAUUUGAACCCUGGUCUCCAAGCUCCUGUUCUGACACUCUAACCACUACAUCACACCAAUUAUAAAGCCCUUGGUUUUUUCUCUCUUCCUGAUGGGUCUUAUUACUCACCUCAUGACUGUUGCAUGGCUUACUAUUGCAUGACUCUAAAUGCAGAGAGAAAUGGAAUUUGCUGCCAAGGAGUGUGGUGGAGUCUCCUUCUUUGGAGGUCUUUAAGCAGAGGCUUGACAACCAUAUGUCAGGAGUGCUCUGAUGGUGUUUCCUGCUUGGCAGGGAGUUGGACUCGAUGGCCCUUGUGGUCUCUUCCAAUUGUAUGAUUCUAUGAUUCUAUAAAUGUUUGAGAUUUGAGAUGCUGGGACUUAACAUUAAGGGAGAAACUGACAGCCCAUGUCCAAGAGAGCCGAACAGACAAUAAAGUCUACUUUUGAAUCAACCUGGCAUAGUUUUACUUAGUAUUCAACAUCCACAGAACACAUGGUUAUAGGCAGUGCUUUUUUUUCUUAAAAAAAUGCCUAGGGGUACUCUCAUUUUCCUACUCUCAUUGAAAUACUUCCCCUCAAUGAGGCCAAACUUAGAUUCACAAAAUGUUUAGGGGUAUGUGUCCCCCUGCAUCUCCCCAGAAAAAAGCACUGGUUAAAGUCCUCUGGGAACACAGGGCAACUUGUGGAAUGAAACUUUGCUUUAAAAGCUGAAAUGACUUAAAAGUUAAAUGUAAUUAAAUAGACAUUUGGUGCUUGGGAGGAGAGAGUUCUUGAAUAUUGACUGUUGUACAGAAGGUGGGUUUUUUGGGUUUUUUGUUUUUUUUUUAAAGAGCAUGGAAUCCAGGGAUAAAAGAAAGAUGGAGGGACCCCGCCCCCCAACACACACCAUGUUCUGUAAUGUUGGAGACUGAUGUGCUUUCUUUAUCGCCAUCAAAGGAGCUUCAGUAGUUAUCUUGGCAGCUGCGAGCUGGUCUCUGCCAGGGCUGUGUCCUGAUGGCUAUCUGUGAUUCAGCACCACCCAUCUACUCAAGAAUCCACUGUUCACCUCAGGUUGACUUCAUCUGACUGUGCUAGUUACUUCUCUCUCUCUCUCUCUCUCUCUCUGUGUGUGUGUGUGUGUGUAUGUGUAGCACAUCAUUCAUCAUUGUAACAACCAUAGGCUUUUUGGCUUUUUCUUUAAGGAGACCCCCCCCACCUCAAACUGUGUUCCUUUUGUUGUUAAAUUGUACUUCUGGCCACAAUUGAAUGUGUGUUUUGUUUUUCUCCCACGUCUUCUCCUCCACCCCCAUCCUUUAAAUAAUAUUUUUGUUAUCCGUGAAAAACGAGAGGGCGGGGCUUGGGGGAUAGAUGUUGCAUUGUUUUUAUUAUAUUUUCAGUUAUUUAUGCAACUCCAGGGGCACAUCAGCAAAGAACAUCCGCGGGUGGUGCCUAAUAAAUUAAAAGUGUUGUUCUAUCGUUCUGGAGAGUAGAAGCACAUUUGUUUUGUUUGCCUUUUCUCAGGAAAAAAAAAAUUAAGUCCAUAAACAAGAUGUAAUUUUAUUUAUUUAUUAAAUUUAUAUACGGCCCUUCCAAAGGAGCCCAGGGUGGCAUAUAUGACUCUUUAAAACAUUCUUUUGAAGUUUCCUUUAAACCAAAACUUAUGUUAAAUAGAUUCCCACCCACGUCUUCUGCCAAGGGGCAUUAGACAGGUUGUCAUCUUCAUACUCUCUUGUGUGUCGCUUUACACACAAUGGGGCAAGUGUGUGUAUGCAUGGAGGAAAGUAAAAGAUGAGGCACCAUGUCCAGGUAGACAAAAUCCAUUAAAUAAUAAUAAAAAGUCAUGCUGAAGUUUCAUUGAUGAUGAGACUGCAAUUAGUCACUGCUAACUUGUCAUAUUGAGACAAAUAUGACUAACUUUUACCUGGAUUUGGGCCAUAUUUUUUUUUUCUAAAGUAAAAGCUGAGGGUCUCAAAAUGCCAAAUUAAUAAAGGCUGUGCUCUUUCAGUUCUCAAAAUAUAGGCAAUUCCAUUCUUCUUAGCAUUGUGGGUCGGAAGAACACCACCCAGGAGCAUCCACCAUCUACCCUAACAUCUCUGCUCUUGUCCCUGACAACAUACUGAUGUCUGUUGUUGCUUCUGUAUGUGUACACAAUACAGUGAUACCUCGGGUUAAGAACUUAAUUCGUUCUGGAGGUCCGUUCUUAACCCGAAACUGUUCUUAACCUGAGGUACCACUUUAGCUAAUGGGGCCUCCUGCUGCUGCUGCUCCGCCACUGUGCAAUUUCUGUUCUCAUCCUGAAGCAAAGUUCUUAACCCGAGGUACUAUUUCUGGGUUAGCGGAGUCUGUAACCUGAAACAUCUGUAACCUGAAGCGUAUGUAACCUGAGGUACCACUGUACUAAAUAUUUUUGUAUAGAUAUGUGUUACACAUUAUCCCCUGCCCCCUGAAAUCUCUUCUGUGGAUUAGUGACUUCCAUUUAGAUUGUGUGAAUGUGUGGCUUUACAGACAUUGCUGAACUCCCAGCUCCCAUCAGCCCAGCCAGCAUAGCCAGUGGUCGGGGGUAGUGGAACCUGGAGUCCAUCACUGUCUGGUGGGCUAACAGCAGGCAUAGGCAAACUCGACCCUCCAGAUGUUUUGAGACUUCAAUUUCCAUCAUCCCUGACCACUGGUCCUGUUACCUAGGGAUGAUGGGAGUUGUAGUCCCAAAACAUCUGAGGGCCGAGUUUGCCUAUGCCUGGGCUACAGGUUCCCCACCAGGCUUGAUUCAGAUAAUAAAUGUUCAGACAUUUUUUGUUGUGCAAAAACCGCCUUGAGAGAAACAGCAAUGUGUUGAGAUGAACAGGCAGGCAAGGAAAUUUGGCACUGGAGAACGUCGUGUUGUUUUCUUUGACAUUCCCCUCCAGGCAUCUUUUUUUUCCUUUUUGCUCACUUAUUAGAGAGAUAGGAACUUAGGAGAAUGGCCUGAGCUGAGUGCCUGCCUGUAGCACUUCUGCAUCAAGUGACAUUCCUGUUAGCCCUCAUUAUGGCCUUAAUCCGGGGGAAGGCAUGAGAGUGAUUCCUCCUCUGUGAAGCAAGUCAUCUUAGUGAGUUGCAGGAGAAGGGGGAAAAAUCAGUAGGAUGAGGGUGAUCUCAUUGCUUCCUCUCUUUUCUGCAACGGCUGGGUGAGGAAGUCCUUUUUAAAAUAUAAGCAUGUCCAGUGUAGCUUGGAGAUAGCUAAAGAGGGUCUGGCUCAUGUUUCCACAAAACUGCUCUGGCUUAAAGUUUGACAAGUCGGAAACUCUGGGGAGAUAGCCAGCAUCCUGAGGAAGCGAAAUCGGCUCCGAAAUCUGUGAUGUCAUUGGCAAACAAAACAAAGGAGCCCCAGGAAGGUACAAUGUUUUCCCAGCCUUUUUAACUCUUGCAUCAGAUUAGAAAGGCUGCACGUUCAAUCUCAGCCAGUUUCUGAUGGGAAAGCCCGGGGGUCCACACUGUUCGUUUUCUUGCUUUGUUUGCUGCUCAGUUGGCAUUUGCUUUUAAUGCACACUACAUUGCCUGCUUGAGAUUAUAAUUAUCAGCCCCUCCAGAUGUCCUUUUUAUUGUGCAUUCAUGAUGAUUUGCACCCAUGGAGGUUUUGGGGCAGUUAUACGUGUUACAGAAAGCUAACCCCAUAACUGCUGUCAAUAAAGGCUUAAAGGAUCUUUGUAAGGUAGAAUUUCAAGACCUUAAGAGAGGUGCAGAAUAGGGAAUUAGAAUGUUUAGUACAGCUUAAACAAUGGAAAGCGGCUUUAUCAUUUGUAUGGAAUGUCCCUUUAGAUUUGAGAUUGGUCCAGCAAAAUUUAAUGUUUUGGGUAUAUUGGACUCCACAACCGUUUGUGGAGACAGCAGUGGGAGGUGUAAAACUGAAAAUGCCUCUUUGAGGCAUAUGAUGUGGGCUUGUCCAGUGACGUAUUCUUUUUGGUCUGAACUCAUCCGUAUCAAUUGUGUAUUGGCGAAAUCCUAAAGGUUUACAGAUGUUCAUGUACUUUGAAAUGUCAUUCCUAUAAAAUGGGGAUUAGCAGCAGGACACCAAAAGCCCUUAAAGUUGUUAGGAGAUUUUGAGCCUGGAAGGAUAAAUAUCUCCUGUCAUACAAUGAUCUGAGGAUCUCAUUGCCCUGGCUACAUGUGAACGUUAUUUCCUAUAGACAUCAAUUUCAUGUGGCUAUCUAUGUGGACAUUUGGAGGCCUUACAUUAAUUGAUAUAUUUAAUGGAUGUACUGACAGUUACUGCAUCCUUUUUAUAUGGUCUUCUUUUUCUUUGUUAAAUUUGCAAAUUAAAAAUUAAUUUAAAAACCCAAUUUUCUCACAGGAUGGUAUCAAGGCAAUCCUGCUUUCAAUACAGUUUGUGUUUGUAAAGAUUUUGGGGCAGGCAUAUGACUUAUUCGUAAUCUUUUCAUGUCCCAUAGCUUCAUGUUGAAAUCCUGUAAUUUUUCAUACCACAAAAAUUAGGGGUUUUGUUUAUUUUUGCCCCACUUUUGCUGUGUUAUACACUGGGGAAGCAUUGCAGAACAAUGAAUACAGCAGAAUGAUGUGCACAUGGGCCAGUAUAAAUCCAUCAUGGUUAUGAAGAGAUGCUGCAGAAAACACUUGCAAAAAAAUAAAUAAAAUCACACCAUUUGAGGGUGGGGAAUUUAUGUCAAAUGGUAUAAAGGGGGCAAAUGAGAUCAGGUGGACAACAUUGUUUCCAUGUGCUGCUCCCUGCUUCUGUAAACUGUAGGAAGUUUUAGGGACAUCAGAUUUAUUUCUGUUUGAGAGUAGCGGUGAUUGUGGACAUUUUUGUGAUAGCUGCUUGUUUUCAAAAAUACAGGUUGAGUAGGAGAGCAGGCAGGCAAGCAGACUGAUGGUACUAAUCUUGAAUGCAGCAUCACUUCAGUUCUCCAGAAGCAAAGCAUAAUGUGUAUGGUUCCUUCCCGCUAGCUCAUAUCUCCCUUGCCAGAGAAACAUUCCAACUCUUCUAGCCUCCACCCGUAUGUAUGUGGUGUGCCACAAAAAUUACCUCCUGCCAUAAAUACUUACACGAGCAAGGCUUUCUGGCUAGCGAAAGCGAUUGAGCAGAACAUCUGCAGCUGGCUCUAGAAAAGUCCACUGACCAUUAGCAAACAGUCCACUGUUCAAAAAGAUCAUCUUCUCUCGUAGCUUUGACACAGUCCAAACAGUCCUUUUGUUUCACCAUCAUUUGGAGAGCUGCAAACGAGUUGCCUUUCCGUGUCAUUUGGGAGGCGAUGAACAAGUUUCCUGUUUAACACUUUGAAUAUCAUUUUCUGGAGCACAAAGGACCUGUUGGGCAUGUGCAGGAGAAGAGUUCUUGUGCCAAUACAGAGUUCUGCAAAUAUUUAAGAGAUUGAAGUCUAGCCAGAUGGGUUGGGAAUCAGAUCAGAAAUGCAUGAGUCUGGGUUGCCUGUUACUUGUUUCAUUGUUUCUUAUCCUGUGUAUUUGUGUGUUUCUCAUCUCAUGUUCAGGCUUAAUUCCACAGCAUUUAGAAGAACGAAGCUCCACUGGGGCAGGCUGGGGGAGAAAGAUAUUUUUGACAGGGCUUGUUUUUUCAUUUCAUGAACUUCCAAAGCCAGCAAUACACAUCUAAAAGUACUGAUACUGCAAUCACCCCCCUGCGGCUUUGGCAUUUCAGACCAGAGUAGGAAUUCAGCCAGAUAUUAGCACACACUCAUACUGUCCCUGCUAUUGGGUUUGUGAACGUGUGUUGGGUGAGGCAACAUCUUCACUGAGGGAUCUUUCCUGUGUGCCUUCCAUGUUUAGAGAAUGGCUACAUAGCAGUAUGAGCCAGAACCAGCUUGUUGUAUAAUAUAGAGAUCCAUGAUGUAAUUAUAUUUAUUUGUAAAUGAUGUAACUAGAUUUGGGGUCAAUAUAACCAAUCUGGGGGAGUAGAGAGGGAAUAAAAGGUUGAAUAUCUGAUACAAUGGCCACAGUUUACUUGUAGUGCUCAUACAAACUAUGGCUUAGGGAAGGGGGGAAUGUACAGGGACAUUGUAUAAUAUUUAGUUUCCAUAUAGGUCUACUAUAUGGAAAAAGAGACAGAGUGGGGUGGAGAGAGAGGACAAUGAAAGCAAAUAACAUGCCUGCCAAGCUUAAUUACAAAACACAUAGCAGAUUAUAAGACUGCAUGUGAUCUUAUUGGUUGUAAGUCAUUUUGGGUAGCCUUGCGCAAGAUAAGUGACUAACAAAUGUAGUCAUCAUCGUUGUUGUAUUUUUGUUAUUUCAGAACCUAAUACAAAGAAUGACAUUUUAAAAAUAAAGUUCUUACUUCCUUUUCUGCUGUCUCUGUUUUUCUUGUGUGCAAAUGUGCAAAUGAAAAUCAAGUUAUGCUGACGCAGCCCAUUAGUCCAUCUAUCUCCAUAUUGUCUGCACUGACUGAGAGCAGCUCUCCAGGGUUUUAGGCAGCGAGUCUUUCCUAGCUGUACCCAGAUUUGCCCAUGAUUGAAGCUGGGAACUUCUGCAUGCCAAGCAUGUGCUCUCAUUGAAUUCCAUUUCGGCACAUAUUUCAGUUCUCUAUUUCCAACAUAAACCUUCACAUAUCCCUGGUUCCAUCCCUUCCCUAAGAAUCCUGGGGAUCAUAAUUCAGGGAGUUUAAGGUAUCUAACAGAGAAAUCUCUGCAUUCCCACUGAACUGCAGUUCCCAAUGGUUUCUUGUGGUGAGCUGCAAAAAUGAUGGUGAUGCUAUAUUUAUUUAUACAGCACUAAUCAGGGUGCUUUGCAUAAAUUAUUCUCACAGUAUCCCUAUAAAGUGGGUCCCUAUGCUGCAGGUGGGGAGGCUGAAUUAGGGGCAGAAGUGAGAUUUACCUGCUUUACUACAUCAGUUCUUAAGUUUAGAUUUACAGCUCAAGUUUGGGUCUUUUUGUUCUUUACACUGGGGUGACCUCUUUCCCCUUGGCAAUAUGAAACCCAAGGUACCAUUUCCAACUUCCAAGAUGAGAAUCCUGCUCCCAAAGAGACUAUCUUGGAGUAGUUUGUGUCUUUCAAACAGUAUUUGUUUAUCACCCUUCACAGCUAGCUAGCCAGGUUUCUUGAAAGUCUGCAUAGUUAUCCUGGGAUGGUUUUCAUCACCUUGCAAUUUUGCUGCUAAUGAUUUACUUCCACUGCCAAUUCCUGGGGUAUCUCAAGAGCUUCUUAGAUCCUAUUUUCUGCCCAGGCAACAGUGUGUCAAUGGCCGGAAAAUGGACACUGCACACACAACCAUUCCUGUUAAUUUAUAUACCACCAGGAAAAGCACAUUUCUUCCUUGCACCUGUGACCUGUCAACGCCAUGCUGUUGUUUUACGGUGCUCAAAGUGGAUCUUCCUCUUGGAGGGCGAAUUGUUCUAGCAGCCAGCUGUUCGUCCAUGUUCUGUACUUAUGAGUUCCUCGCACAGUCCCAGGUGUUUAUGCUUGAAAAAACACUUAGGGAUGGAGAAAUAAUUGCAAGUUGCCCUGAACCAACCUCCCCAUCUGUUAGAAGGCUAUACCAGAAUUGGCAGUUCUUCCUUCUCUUUGCCACCUCCCUUCAAGAAUGGGACUCCUUGCAUUUGCAGCGUCUGCUGCAACUGACAAUGACUUGUUCCUGUGUGGAUUUGGCUGCUUUCAAACUUCUGCUGUGCCUCCAAGGACUACUUAGACUAGUUCAGCUUAUCCCUCCAGGUCUCUCUAGCUGGUCCUCAGGCCUCUUCUUAGCCACAGCCCCUCUCUCCAGGCUGCCCCCUGGACAGUCCCUGCUUUACAGCCUCCUCGGAUGUUUUUGCUUGGCUGGCACAUAUCCGUGAAUUCAAAUAACACAUCUUGUUUGCCUGGAUGGAGUACAGAGAAGGGAGUGUCGAAAGUUCCCUAACGUGAAAAGAGUGGAGUUUUCCAUUUGUUGCUCCACGCACUUUUGUCUCUGGCACCACUUUGUUCUGACAUGUGGCCCCACAAAGGUUGCCCAGAAAGGAAUGUGGCCCUUGGAAUGAAGAUGGCUUCCUGUCUCCAGCUGUUUUUGGACUAUAAUUCCCAUUAACCCUAGCUAGCAAGACCAGUGGUCAGGGAUGAUGGGAAUUGUAGUCCAAAAGCAGCCGGAGACCCAGGUUUGGGAAACACUGGACUAGAUGGUGAGAAUGAUCCUUUUCAAAGCAAAGAUGGUCAUGCCGUUAAACCACAAAAGUUGAUUCUGCAUUUGUGUGUGUUUAAAUCCGCUGUACAAUAAACCUUGUGUGACGAACGCAAGUGUUAGACCAGUCUUUGCCAACCUGGUGCCCUCCAGAUGUUAUGGACUGCAAUUUCCAUCAGCUUCAGCCAGCAAAGGCUGUGUAAAACACCUGUGAAUUCAGACAAGAAGGAGAUGUUAAUCUUUGCAGUUUUGUCUCUCCUCGUUCCCCACAUGUUUUUCCCUUUAGGAUGCAUAUCUAUCACCAAAUGGCUGUGGUGUCCAGCAUGGUGAAAUGGCCAUCAUAGAUCAGACUCUCUAGGCCAGGGGCCAGCAACCUUUUUCAGCUGUGGACCGGUCCAUCGUCCCUCAGACCAUGUGGUGGGCUGGACUAUAUUUUUUUUUUGGGGGGGGAAUGAACGAAUUCCCCACAAAUAGCCCAGAGAUGCAUUUUAAAUAAAAGCACACAUUCUACUCAUGUCAAAACACCAGGCAGGCCCCACAAAUAACCCAGAGAUGCAUUUUAAAUAAAAGGACACAUUCUACUCAUGUAAAAACAUGCUGAUUCCCGGACCGUCCGCGGGCCGGAUUGAGAAGGCAAUUGGGCCGCAUCCGGCCCACGGGCCUUAGGUUGGCUACCCCUGCUCUAGGCAAAGCUCUAGGCAAAGCUUACCAAGUGUCUGGCAUUGCCGCAAUGGCAACUUUUUGCAAAGGACGUUUCAUUUCCAGGUGCAAGAGCUAAGGGAUGCCCAUGCACACGUAACUCUCCUUUUAAAAAGCAGCUGCAGGGAAAGUAACAUUGGAGUUGGCUUUGUGGUCUUUGAAUUUCCAAAGUCCUGUCUUUCCUUUUUCUUGUUGUAUGGUUGGCUUUUACCAGGGCUGAGAAAUGCUAUGCACCUGGGUGUCUAUGAAGUUCAGGUGGGCAUCUAGGCAUUUAGUAAUUUUCUCCCCAGAGCUGCAGAGGAUUCAGGAAACAGUACAGCAAAACAAGUGGGUAGACCCAGCCACACGUGGCCAGAAAAGACACAUGACUUAUGCAUGGACCUUCAAGUUGGUCAUGCUAGCAGAGGCAUUUGAUGUGGUUGACUCUUGAGUUAUUCAAGUGUAUCAUUGCUGGGCUUUUGCCUUUGAAAUGUACUACCAAGUGUUCUUACAUUAUGCAUAAGGAAGAGCUACAAAAUGUAUUAAAUCUCAGCCUUUUAUACUAGUCCAAGACCAUUCAAGAUAACUUUUAUCUCUUUGCCAUGAAUGCUCUGGGUUAAAAUCCCACCUCAGUCAUAGACUUGGUCGACAAGUAAUAGAAAUUCAGGGAUCACAAUUCAUUGGCACUCAGCCUCAAUUCCCUAAGUAUGUAACAGUAGCAGCGUACCUUGCAUGGAGAUUGCAAGAAGUAACCAAAUAAAGAUGGUAAAGCACACUUUAUGUUAACAGAAUUCUAUAAAUUAUUAUAGAUUUGAUGGCGAUUUAAUGAAAUCUCUCUGCAUGCAGUUAGAUCUUUUAUAUAUGUAUAUAUAAACUGGGGCUGGCUGUCUGCUUUGGAGUUGGACCAAUAUGCCUUUCUAUACUCACACAAGUCCUUUGCGUUCUCUUUUUUUUAGUGAUGGGCCCAGUUCGAGAGAACUUCCAGGGGUACCAAGGUGAAUGAAGCCAGUGCAACAUGUUCAGCGUAGAAGAUCUCCUGAUUUCUCAUGGAUACAAAUUGUCUAAAGCCCCCACCAAUUCAUUUGAGAACAGAACUGAUGGAUUCCAGCAAGAGAUCACAGAUAGGAGAGUUUGUCAUAGAACUGUGAAUGGGUUCCCGACAAACUCUGGAGCCAGUGUUGGCAGCAAGAAGACAGUAGCUAAAAGCUACCUGAAUGACAAUGAAGCUAGGCAUGCCAUCCAAGGGAGGCAACUGGGUCCCAGUUACCAUAAAGACUUCUCGAGUUUGGCUAAUACUCAUGCUUCAGAAGGACGGUAAGAUCCCCACUUCCAAGAUUUUCUUAGACAUGUACAAAUUCAAGCCAAAGUCUCAGUUUAGCUUUCCAACAGCCUUGAUUAUGUUAAGAGCAACUAUUCAUUUGUUCUGCUUGUGACCACCUCCAGCCUUGACAACCAGUGGUUGUUUUUGCUAAUAAUACCCUCUUUGUGUCUAGCCCUUAAUCAGAACAGGACAGAGAGAGACUUUGGAAAGAUCCAAAGCAUCUCUAAAUAAGUGAGUUUCUUUGCUUAUUAUGCGAUCAGUCUGUUGGUGGUUCUAAGUGAGUAUCUCAGUAAGAUUGUGAUGCAGAGGAUGUCCAGUCGGAGACUGGAUUUUCUUGAGUUGGCUUGUCAAAAGCUUGGAGGACAGGGGAAAAUAAGAACUGAGGAAUGUAGGAUGGUAUGAACAGCUGUCUUAUUCCAUUGGUCCAUCAAGCUCAGUAUCGUCUAAACUGAUUGGCAGAUGCUCUCCAUGGGUUGCAGGCAGAAGACACCCCCAUCCUUACCUGUAAUGCAGGGGGUUGAAUCCUGAGAUCUUCUGUAUGCAAAGCAACCAGUGCGGUCAGGCCAGGAUUGGUGUUGCGUGCUCAGACCAUCUUUCUACCAUGAGCAACCUGGCCGCUGAAUUCUGCGCCAGCUGAAGUAUCUGAAUCAUCUUCAGAGGUCCCUCUUUUAAAUUAAUACUUGAUCAAUGCCAUUAAUCAGUUAGUGCAUUUUGCAUAGUGAGCUUUAAAAAAAUGUUACAGGAGUAUAAUGGGUAGAUAAGAGAAAGAGAGAAAUUGUUUGGGGAACCAUAUUGAAGUAAAGAAAGAAACCCUUAUUAAUAAUAAUUAUAAUUAUAAUUAUAUUUGUGCCCCACCCAUCUGACUGGGUUGUCCCAGCCACUGUGGGUGUCUUUUUCUCAGUACAUAUUUUACCUUAGUACAGCAGUACAGGUAGAUUCAACCCAAACUCAGCCUUUAUAUGUUGCCCCCUUUUAGGGCGCAGACGUUCCUUUUAAAUUAGUUUUAUACCAGUGAAGUCAGCUGUGUGUGUUCUGUCCAAAGAGGGUCGUCUUUUCUUGGAAGCAUUUGCGGAAGGUCUCGUGAAACUAACUCCACCCUGUGGAUAGCUUUGUCACCACUUCAGAAAAUGGUGCCGUUACGGUUGCGCUUCCCUGCGGCCGACUGUCCAUGUACUUUUGAACUGGGACAAAUCGUCCUGGAAGCGGGGUGUGGGUGGGUGUUUGUGUUUGGCGGUGGACACAUAGCAACUCUGCUUUGGCAGCCGUCUGCCAGCGACAAAAUUUUGAACAAAAGGAAAGGCAGAGAUUAUUUUAAGGGACAAAUGCUGAAAAUACAGGUUGUGCUCAGACAAAAAUGGAAACGAGCACUCCGGAACAAAUGCUUUCUCUCUCCCCCACCCCACUGUCACUCCUUCUGCUAAUGCAGGACUUUAAAAGUGUUUCAAUCCUGGUUAAGUAAAUGGAACCCAUCUCUAGGUUUCAGUGCAGUGUUUUCCAUCACUUUUUUCUUUCUUUCUUUUAACGUGGAAAGCAGUUUGUGCAAAAUGACCUCGAUGCAAAAAGAGUGACAGCUCAAGAUAGAUAGAGCUCGUUUUCAAGUCUUCCGUCUCCUGUUGUCAUUCUGGGGAAAGACUGCAGUGCGUAGUUAAACUAUGGCACUCACUUCCACCGGAGGCAGCGAUGGCUUUAAAAAAAGGGAUUGGACAAAUUGGAAGAGAUGGCUCUUGAUUGCUGCUAGUCGUGAUGGCUGUGCUUCACCUUCAUCACUAGAGGCAGUAAUGCCUCCAAAUACCAGAUCAUGGAAACCACAGGAGAAGAGAGUGCUCGAUUCCUGCUUGUGGGUUUCCCAUAGGCAUCUGGUUGAAAAGGAUGCUGGACUAGAUGGACUUGAUCCAGCAGGCUCUUCUUUUAUUCUUAGCUCACUAGUAGAGCAUCUGCCUUGCACACAGAAGGUCCUGAGUUCAAUCCUGACAACUCCACGUGGGCCUGGGAGAGACCCAUUGCCACUCAUUGUAGACAGUACUGAGCUAGAUGGAUGGACCAGUGUUCUGACUCAGCUUCCCAUGUUUUACACAAAACCUUAAGAUUCAGGUAGGUAGCUGUGUUGGUCUGACAGUCGAAUAAAUUAAGAAAUUGUCCAGUAGCACCUUAGAGGUCAACUAUGUUUGUUCUGGGUAUAAGCUUUUGUGUGCAUGCACACUUCUUCAGAUACUUAUACCCAGAACAAACUUCGCUGGUCUCUGAGGUGCUACUGGACAAUUUUUUAAUUUUUUAAUUUAUUUCGACUGCGUCAGACCAACACUGCUACCUACCUGAAUCUAGAAUCACGGAAGGCACCACAUUGAGUUGCAUGAAAUGGAAGUCCAUCUGGUAUCUGAAGAAGUGUGCAUGCACACGAAAGUUUAUACCCAGAACAAACUUAGUUGGUCUCUAAGAUGCUGCUGGACAAUUUUUUAAUUUAUACAAACCUUAAGAUACAGAAUGAUCUGAAGGCACAUGAGGAUCCAGUCAGCAGUUGGACUAGGAGAACACCUGAGAAUUUUCUGUGUGCCACCUUGAGCUCAACUGAGGAAAGGCAAAAUAACUAAUGUAACAAAUGCAUCUUGUAUUAAUCAUUCCUCUCUUUGUUGGACCUUCUUGCUUCCAUGGAUAGAGCUCUCCAGUCUUAUUAGCAGGUCAUAAAAACACACUUUCUACAUCUUUUGAUGAUUAGAACAUCCUCUGACCUUUAAUGAAAUUGACACAAAUGUGAUAAUUUCAAAAUGCUGAUGGUGGUCAAUUGCACACUUCAUUUAAGUGAGAGAUCCUGGCUCUAAUCCAAACCAUACUAAGCAUUCUUGUUCAUGGUGUGAUUUUAUUUAUAUAGCCUGGACUAAUCUUGUACGUUGUUGACAUGAUCGUGCUCUCAUUUCUGGCCCCUGGAAGAAUGUAAUUUUCCAUCCUGAACAUUUUGCCCAGAUGAUUUCAUUUAAUCUUUCUGAUGAAAAAUAUAUAUUAUCUCAGUUUGGUCUAUGAACAGUUUUGCUUGAUAGGAUGAAUCUAUGCACGUAACAAAAGUGAUUGAACAGUGCUUAGAAUGAGGAUUAUUGGCAGCCAGAUGUGUAUGUGUGCAUUUCAUUUUUAAAAAAAAAAUAAUCUUUUUGGGGGGUGCAUUACAUUUUCAUUUUUGAAUAUUUCUGUUUUUAAGAGGAAGGGAGUCAUUGGAUUCCCCAUCCAUGGACAAUUCUUCCUCUCACUCACGAACAACCUCCACACAUUUGGAUUGACAGGAAUGGAAGAAAACGAUCCUAUCUGAGCUAUAUUCUUACCCUGUCAGUGAAGUUUGAUGUUUCUUUUGGCUUAUACUCAAUGGCAGUUACAUGUCUGAUCCUCCAGUUUGCAGGAAUACUAACAUUGCAUCUUGAUGUGCUAUAGAGAGUUGACAGUUUUAGGAGUUUGUAUGGAUUUCUCACUAAGAGACAACUCAUAAGUUGCAGACUUCCAAUGCAGAAAUCACUUCCAUGUUAAGAAAUACCAUGAAGUUUAGGAAAUGUGAUUAUGCAAAGGAAUGUUAUGCAUGCAGUUUUACAACAUGUAUGCACUGCAGUAAAAUAAAAUGUCUUGUAAGUAAAGAACUCUUUUGUAGUUCCUCAUAGAAAGAUCACGUGCAUCAUAUCUGUGGGGAUGUUGGGAUUAGAAACAAGCUCAUGAUUCUGGGUGGCAGAGAUUCUAUUUUUAAUUAUGGAGGAAAAGAAAGCUUGUUUGUUUGUUUUUGUAUGGGCCUCUUUAGUAAGAUUUCAUUUUGUUUUUCAGGUUUUAUGACCGACCGCAGUUAGCCUGGCCUUCACGUCCCAAGACGGAUAAAGAUCUUGCCUACUGGAGAAGAAGGGGCCAAGAUUUUAGUGUAUUGUUGGGUUAUACUGACAGAGGAGACUCUGAAAUGAAAGGCAUGGCAGUGCCCUGUGCCUUGUAUGGGCUUGAUAAGGAAAGUCAGUGGGAGGUAGGAGGUGGAAUGGAGAAUAUGAGGAGAACUGGCAUGCAGGAGACCUGGAAUGCCCCUGGGGACUACAGGUGGCAAAGUCUAAGGACAGAAGGUUGGAACCAACCAACCAACUUUGGAGGACUCAUGACAGAUGGUGACAGAGAAAGGCUGCUUCAAGAGAUGUAUUCGGUGAGAAGAGGAGGUACUGCCAUUGCCUCCCAUGCGAAGGGGAAAUCGCAAUCUUUGCCAAGAGUUCUUUCACCAGAGAGCCUGCGGUGUGUUGAAAUGCCUUCCUUGGUCAACAGCAAGCAUUCGCUCCGUGGAACUAAAGCGACAUCUUGCCCCCCAACUGGGUUCGGCUUGGAGACCUCCAAACACCCUGAGCCAGUGGCCCACUUCCAUCCCUUGCCCAAGCCUAAGUACGGCAGACCCCUGAAGCCCCCGUCAUACGAGCUGCAUCAGCAAACCAGGGGAAACCUAGAAGCCGGCUCGCUCCAGGAUGACCAGCGGAAAGAUGAAGCCAUCUCCUCUUUGACCAAAGCAAACGAUCAGAUCCAGGAUGCUUGCAGCCAAGAUGCUGGUCUGGAGCCCCCUUUGUACAUACCCCCUCCCUGUUACAAAUCUCCAGCUCAGCAAAGUAUGAGCCGGCAUUUGCCUGGUGAAGUGCCUGACUAUGAUAUGUGCUUUAGUAAUGGUAUGCAGAGUCCAGUGGAGAGAACGAGAGCCAUGCUUGGCUACCAUCCCUCUGCUAGUACCUACUGCAAAGGUGAGCAGGUUCCUCGUGACAAGAAAAGCCACCCAAGGCAUGGGGAGGGCUACCUGUCUUCCGUCCAGUACAUUCCUUUUGAUGACCCUCGAAUCCGGCAUAUUAAAGUAGCGCACCAAGACAGUCUUCAGGACGAUGAGAAAUACGCUGUGGAUACAAAUAGGACAGGCUCCCAUGCCUUCCAAGAGAGCUCUCUGGAACGAGAGUACAACAGUGCCUUUUUCGACUCGCUAAAUACUGCUGUGAAAUGUGACCAGGUCCCUGGCAGUUCUGCACACGGCAGCAAGUGGCUAGCUGAGUCCAGCGUCGAUCAAGACAGUUGUGCCUUGCCUAUCCAAAGAGACAGUUAUGACGCAGGUAAUGGCUUGGAUCACAGAUACCCAAAAGGCAGGCUGUCUGUCCAAAGCUCACAGAUGGAAACCCCCUGUGAGACCGUCACGAAAGUGAAAACGUUUGAACCUGGGACUGAGAUUCAGAGCAAGAGGAGUUCAAAGAAAAAAACCAAUGAGACAAUAUUUUGUUUGGUCUCCGUCCCAGUUAAAUCUGAACUGAACCUGCCUGAUACCGAUAGGAACAACAACUUAACCCAGGGAGCCGAGGAGAAGAAUGGGUUUGACGAUAGCGGGGGUCUGCAGGAACAAAGCCUCCUCAGUACCUCUUCCACUGACUUGGAGCUCCAAGCCCUUACAGGAAGCAUGGCCAAUAAGAAUGAGCUACAAAAACAGGAGUUGUGGUGGAGACCAGAGUUCAAACAAACGAAUGACCUCAGAUUCCUGCAGCCUGCAAAGCACAAGGAGCUCCAGUACUCUGGCUCAUGGCCAGGUGAUCAGUACAAAGACCAGCAAACGCAGACCAGCUUCACAGAAGAACCCAAAAUCUUGUGUCAUCGUCUCCAACGCUUAGAACCCAGCGGCUCAAAUACAGUGACAGCUUCGCAGUUGUCAAGAUGUGGGGCGUCCACUGCGGAAGCGGAACAUCUAUCUGUGUUACCUGCCGAUGACAGAAAAUGUAGGCAGGUUGCACUCAGUGCAAAAGCUCCAGGGUAUCUUGACAAAGCUAGCAAUAAUGUGUGUUCUCGGACUGCAGUCCUUAGCCCAAAGGCAAGCCAGAACCUGCCUUGUGCUUCAUGCACCCCUCUCCCUGGGCAGGAAAGAGAAACUAGUUGUCUCAUCAGGGAGGAAGGAGGCUCCCCUUGCAGUAGUAAGGAGCUGUUUGGGCAGUUCCUCUUGAAACCUGUUAGCCGCCGUCCUUGGGAUAUAAUAAGUGAGCUGGAAAGUUUUAACAAGGAGCUUCAAGAGCAGGAAGAGCAGGAAGAACAAAGUGAAGAUGGGGUAGAGAAUGAGAGUGUGGAGAAUGAGGACAGCCAGGUAUCAGAAAGGGAGAAAGGAGAGAGGACAGAUAGCAGUGGGACCUCUAGGAUUGAUGGGCCAACCCAGGACCAUAGACCUGGCAUACAAUCAGAAACUCUUAUAUCAGUCACUCCUAUAUUUAGACAGGAGAGGGAUAAAGCCAAACCUGAAAGUUUAAGUGCAUCUGAAAGCUCAAGUGCAAGGGUCAUAUCUUGUGCUAGGUCCCAAAGCUGCUUGCAGGCAAAAGAGGUGGGUGGUUCAGUUAAGGCCACGAAUGAAUAUGUGGUUGCAGAAUCAAGGAAUCAGGAAGCUGGGAAAAGGACAAUAAAACAGGCUGUGAGUCCACACCCAAUCAAAAAAGUUCUGCCGGGCAGCUAUGACGAUGAGGAUCACUACAAUCCAUUCAACAGCAUUACCUUCACUGAGGAAAUACAAGUUAAGAAUCACAGAGACAACAUCAACUUUGGUAGGCUGACAAAAAAUGCAGUGCCGUGGAAUAACUUGGCUUUGGACAGAGGGUCUGUAGGGCGAUUGUCUUUAACAAAUAGGAACCAAGGUCUCUCUGAGCCAGAUCUGAGAUCUGUGGGGUUUGAUGACGGUCAAAGAACUGAACUAGAUAGUUAUGGGAAACCUAUCACCAGUGAGAUCCCCCCAAAUGAAUCGCUUCAGGCAAGAGCAGCUCGGAUAUUGGGUAUAGAGGUAGCUGUGGAGUCCCUCAUUCCUGACAACAGCACUCUUCAGGGUGAACACUCUCACUCUGACAAUGUCCCCCAGAGCCUUGAAUUGCCAGAAGAAAGCGUGUCAGAGGGCAAGGUGGAAGCAAAAGUAUCUUCUUACGAAGGAAGACGAAAGUGUGGCUGGACAGAAAGCUCCCUCUUCGUUGGAGACAGAAACAUCUCAUUGGGGUCUAUUGAAGAUCAGCCUUCCGGUCAAGCAGUUUUGAUAGCUGAACAAUGUUUUGAGCACCAUGGAGGUCUUGGUAGACCCAAAGCUGACCAGACUCCCUCUCCCGAGUCUGUUGUGCUUCCAUUUGCUGAAAGAAAUAUGGUUCCACCUGGUGUGGAAAAGAGAGCUAGAUGCACUUCAAAGGUGAUUGAGACCUUGCAAGGCAAACUUGCAUCAGCCCCUAGCCGAGCUGCCAUGGACCGUUUGGUGAGGAUGAAAGAAGUUGACUCGGUCUCUCGUAUGAGACGUCUAAGCAUAAAAAAUGCAGAUUCAGUGGAGGAUGGAGAUGAGGAUAAGCAGCUAAAAGGACCAGAGGAAAGAGGAAGCGACAUUUCCUUUGGCCGCAAUGAAUUGCCCCGCAAACUGUCCCACGGGAGUUCCGUUUCCAAGCGCAUCAUCUCAUUGGCUGAAAAUGGGCUUUGGGACAACGUGAGUGAGAAGAAAACUGGAAGGGAUUUAGUUUCUUUAGGUAAGACCAAAAUUCCUCCAGGGUUUUUGUGGUCAGCACUUUUGCUGGGUGAUGAUGCCUAUACACUUCCUCUGAAGCCUCCUUGAAAAGAAAGAGCAUUUUCCUGUACCAUCUCAAAUAUAAACUUUGCAGCUGCCAUUUAAUUGCAAGCAAGUGUACAAGCAGAAAAAGCUGCCAGUGGGUUCCUAGUAAAAUCCAUGCCUGGUAUGUUGUUUGAUAUGCACUGUUGGGAAAAAUACGACACUUUUAAUGCUGCCCAAAGGGAGGGAAGUGAACUUCGAAGAUCUGCAAAAAAAUAAAAAAUAAAAGUUGUAUAUUUUAAGUGAAUGGAUAACCAGCUACGUAGGUACUGCAGAGGAAUAAUUGCAUGUGAUCUGAAAUAUGGGCUGGGUCUCCUUCCUCCCCAAGUGGUCUCCUCACUUCAGAAGACACUUAAUCAUGUUACAGCAUAACUUCUAAGGUGACUAUACAUAGCACCUAUAAUUUUUUAAAUGAAAGACUCUCUUUCCUUGGAGGUUUUUAAGCAGACAUUGGAUAGCCAUCUGUCAUGUAUGCUUUGAAAUUCCUGCAUUGCAGGGGGUUGGACUUGAUGACCCUUGGGGUCCUUUCCAACUCUACAAUUUUAUGAUUAUACGUUAUGAAAAAGCCACCAAUAUCUGUGGUCUUAAGAAUUCUCCAAAUUGUCAGAACACCCUUCCGUUCUGCCACCCUUAUCAACAGGCAAGCUGGUUUUUACCCAUUUUUCUAAGCGGCCCAAAUCUCUUGUUAUUAAUUUCAUUUCUUAUAUUUCUAGGCCGCUUUUCACUUGCAUGAGUCACAAAGUGGCUCGCAAACAAUAAAUAACAAAAACAUAAUAGACCAUCACAGUUACAACACAAAUCAUAUAAAAUAAUGCACAAAUCAUCAGUAAAACAACCACCUUCUAUAAAAACACUCUUAAGAAAACAACUUUAAAAAUAGGCUAAACAGCACAACCACAAGUAAAGUUCAUCAAAAGAAACACAAACAUAAUUUCAGAAAGCAACUGCUUUCUGAAAGCUCCAAGAGCUGGAAGGUGGGGCAAGGCAGGUGGGAAAAUCCCUUGUCUGGUCAACAGAGAGUCCCAUUCCCCUUACAGUUCUUCCUCUGGAAACAGCUCCCUUAGGAAGGCUCACAUGAAGUACAUAUUGAUUCAGCGAAACACUUUAUUCCCCCUCUUGAAUUUUAGGUAGGGUGUGCAGCUAAAAAGUUCAUGAGUCCACUCUGAGAAUAUGAUGCUACAUGGGCCUUUAGCCUGAUCCAGUAAAGUUCUUCCUAUUCUGUCCCCAGGAGAAGUCGUCCUCUUUCCUCCUCCAAAGUUCUGUAUCCUGCACCAUUACCAAUUUGUGUUGGACCAAUAACAUGGACCGGUUAUCUCAGUUUCCCUCAUUUCCCUUUUCCAUGCUUGGAAUCCUGAAGUCAACCUGGCUGUGCCAUAAGAGAGCACUCCUUUUGCAGUGGCAGGGCUCCAGUUUGGCUGGAAUGCCCUGCUACAAUCAAUCUGCAGGGCACACACAGUUGCUUUUCUGUCUGCAGUCGUACCGUGGUUUUCGAACAGCUUAGUUCUUGAACGUUUUGGCUCCUGAAUGCCGCAAACCUGGAAGUGACUGUUCUGGUUUGUGAACUAUUUUUGGAAGCCAAAAAUCCAACGGGGCAUCUGCCACUUCCAAUUGGCUGCAGGAGCUUCCUGCAGCCAAUCGGAAGCUGCGCUUUGGUUUCCAAACAUUUUGGAAGUCAAAUGGACUUCUGGAACGGAUUCCAUUCUACUUCCAAGGUACAACUGUAUUAGCUGUCUGCAUUUAUGUGACUGUUGGCAUUCUGCAUCAGUAUGUAGAAAAUGCUGAAAAUAUCAACAUCAUGGGAGGUAGGCUGUCGUCGUCGUCGUCCCCCCCCCCCCAACAUUUCUAAAACAUGAUGAAUUUGUGAAGUUCCUUUCUUUGUAGUGGUUGGAGCUGAGGACAAAAUUAUUUCAUGGUAGUGAGAAACAGAGAGAAAAUAUAUCCGAGUGGCUUAUGAAAGCUGCUGCUUGCCCUCUGUCAAAGCUCAAUAUCCAAAUAACGAGUGGAUCUGGAAAUCUUUACUUAGGUAAAUUAUUCCUUGUAAGGCUUUCUCUAUCUACAAGGAUAUGGAAGUCAUUAUCCUCCAAAACAUAAAGUAUUCUGUAUAGUCUCAUUUAUCUGUUUAUAUUUCUUGAGUUACAUUUUGAUGGCAGCUGUGUGGAUAGGGAGUAGUGAAUUCUGAUUUGAAUGAAAAAAAAUGUUAGCUUUCUGUUCAUUUUUAUUUUUUUUAAAAAAACCCAUCUCAUAGUAUUAAAAUAGGCAGGUGCAUAGAUUAAAGCCAAACUAGAAAUGGAGGAGAAGCUCAUUUCAGUUCUCAUUUUAAUACAGAAUAAACUAAUUCUCAAUCCCCCAACAAUACAUGAACCAAAACACAGUUUUCCUUUUAGAUUCACACUGCUCUGAAUUUCAUAGUUCAGUUUUUCUCCCAAGUAAUGUCUACAAAAAAUUCAUAGGGGAAAGUGUAAAUAAAAUUCAUCUUUGGUGAAGAAAAAUUGCUUGCAAAUGUGUACAUUUUUGGCAUACAACGGUAUGUAUAUCUGAUGAAUUCUCAGGGCAUUUAAAAAUAAAAAAAAUUAAACUGAAAUGAAGAAUGGGAAAAUGAGAGAUGGAGAAAACCAAAACUGACUGACUGAUUCAUCCAACCUUAAGCCAGGAUCACACAACUGACUCCCUGCUUCAUGGAGAGUUCUGUGCAACUUUGAAAGCUUCCUAUGUUUAUUAUUAUUAUUAUUAUUAUUAUUAUUAUUAUUAUUUCUGUGUUUUCCAUUUACACAUCAUUUUGCCUAUGUUAUAGCCAAUAAGUGAUAUGCUGUCAACAAAAGCUAUCUCUUGAAACAAUUUUGAAGCCUUAGGAACCACAUGGCAAACAUAUUCUGUUCUUUCACAAGACCCAGUGAACAGAGCACCACAGCCCAUAUUUAAUAAUACUGAGAGCUGAUGUGGUCCAGUGGUUGGAGUUUCAAGUCCUACUGUACCAUUUAACUUAAUGGGUAUCCCUGGACAAUAUGUGGUCUUUGCGACUUAGCCUGUAAAAUGUGAUGGCCACCAUAUGGGAUUGCUGAUAGAACAAGCAGUGUAAAAAUUGUCAGAAAGUCUAUUUUAAAAGAGGAGGAGGAGGAGCCAUUCUUCUUCUUUUUCUUCCUGGAAUCCUGUGUGUGUAACCUGUUUUGUCACCAGCUGGGAAGGAAUUAGCCUGCAGUCUCCAUCUUAGGCUCAAGCUGUAAGUGGAGCUCAUGGCUCUAACAUGCAGCCUAAUUUUCCUCCCCAUUUUUGUUUGUUGUUUCUCCUCAUCCCACCACCCCUGAACUCAGGUGCAGGGAAUCUUUAGCUCUCCAGAUGGUUCUGAAUUACAACUGUAGUCAUAGCUGGCCACGCUUGCUGGGGCUGAUGGGAGCUGCAGUUCAGCAACAUCUGGAGGACCAAAUGUUCCCCAUACCUUCCCGAACCUCUGUGACCUCUUUGCCUGCUGUAGAGUCCUGAAAACUCAAAAGCUUGCCACAUUAGGACCACCUUACCCAACUGCGGUGGGCUUUGGUGUUUUAAAUGAGUUGACCAUGCGGCAUUCCAGUUGAAGCCUGAGAGAUCUGCAUUAACGGAAAAAGUGGACUAUUAUAAUAAAUUGCUGGUAAUAAUCAUGGCUGCCUUUCCUAUUUUGCAGAUGCCUACGAUCCCACCAGAGUUGAAAGGGUGUGAUGUGGAAAAGACACGAGUCUCAGGAGAUGUCUGCCUUCCGCAAAUGUUUUGCUGGUUUCCAACACAGGGAAAUAGCUUUAAGCUUCCUACAAGCAGUGACUUCAGAGUGUACUGACAAAGCCCUCGUCUCUGCCAGUGGGGGAAAUAAGUAGUUCAUAUCCCACAGCUUUACGGAGCUUGCAUGAAAGUGAGUGAGAGAGAGAGAGAGAGUGCACAAAAACCUCUCACUUUGGAACCAUCUGUUUUUUGUAGCAUUAGGCCUUAAUGCCUCUACUUGGCAUGGGUUGGUCAUUUUUAAAACUCUGCUGAGCCCUGUUCAGGCAGGAUGGUAAACAGGAUGAAGAUGGGAGGGGUGUGAGGGGAAGCUGGCUUUUGCUCUGUGUAAAAUGUAAACAGGGGAGAUUAGCAAAAUGAUUUUUGAAAGAAUGUGAAUUUUCUGAGCUUAAACCUCCGAACCUCUGCACCCUCAGCUUUGUUUAACUUUGGUCUUCGUAAAGCAGGCAGCCAGCUGAGGGGGGUGAGUGCCGAAGGGGAUGAAGACUGAUGGACUGGCUGUGAAAUCAGCUUGGACUUCUACCAUUUGAAGGGGCUUUGCUUUUCAAUUUCCUUACCUGGCAUCUGCAACCAAACAAACACAAAAAAUGCCCCCUCCCCUCUCUCACACAAAUCUAAAACAAAACAAAGUCAAGGCAUUGUUUUACAUGUAAUUACAACCUGUGCAGCCUCUGCCCCCAAUUUACUGUUUCAAACCACCCUGGCUACUGUUUUGCACUCACUAUUAUGAAGUUUGUUCUAUUUUUUCCCCCUCCCGUGGUUAUGUUUUUGUAGAUUGAACUAGAAACUCUUCGUAUGACCCAAUUGCUGGUUUGAUAGAGCAGAUCCUUGUAACAAGGCAACUUUUUAACAGAAUGUGAUCUCUAUUUUUCUACAGUAUUAAGCAAUUUGUUAACCGUUGGUGAGCAAGUUAAGAUAUGGGGUGUCCGCCCCCCCUUAAGCUGACAGGCUGUUCAGAGGAGCUAGCAAAGAAGCGUUUACUUUUUAUAUCUAGUGCACAUUCCACACCAUCCUGUUCACAGCUGCAACUCUCUCUGUUGUAAAAAAAAGAGGUAUGUGCAUAUGUGUAUAUAUAUCUCCUAUAAAGCAAAUAUGUAUGUUUUUAGAAAGGCCAAAGUUUUUAUUUUCUUAUUGGUUAGAUCACUGCUUCUAAGGACCCAACAGGGGCACCAAUAUUGCAGACUUGAAGAAUUGCACAUUUAUGAACGGAGUGAGUCAGAGUCUGUUGUGUCUUCCUUAGUUCUUGGGGAGGGGGUCCUGUCUCAUCCUUUAACUUCAGGAUAUCGAGGGUGCUGCUUCACACCUGUCUUCAAGUUGCCCGUGGCACAUAGGAAGUCACACAAGAAGAUGCAACUUUACCCAUUUGGUCUUUGGCUGGUACUGAUGUGCUGCAAAGGGGUUAAGGGAGCACCAGCCCGUGUGUCCAGGGUCAAGUCCAUGCUGGGGCUCUUAGACCAGAUCUUAUAAGCAACUCAUAGCACUGGGCUGUCACACUCUAUGCAUCUGGAUUUUUAUAUUUCCCACUCAUUUUGUUUUUUUAAAUGAUAGUUCUUGUGGCCACACAUAGACCUACUGUUGCCAAUCUUUGAAAACAUUCCCUUCUCAAAAUAUUCCAAGUGUAUUUUAAGAGAACCUUGUACAUUCCCCUGGGAUUACAGCUGAUUUAACCUGUACAACAUGUAUUUAUAUAUAGAUAUACUUUUAAAUAUCUGUUUUUGUUUGCUAACACACUUCUCAGUCCCCCCCCCUUUCUGUUUGUAUUGGGCGUUUUAUAUGCUUUUGCCCCUCCCCACCUCUUAAAGCCAUGUUAUCUGUUAAGCAUAUCAAAUUCCUAGUAUCUUAUUUUUGGGAGAACGGUCCUAUUUGACCAAAUAUACAAAUAACCCACCUCUUGUGCUUUGGCAAUCACAAUUGCUUAUCUGUAAUGCCUGAUUCUAUUACAUAGAAUCUUUAUUAAAUAUUUAAAGUUUCUUAUACAUCUAAACAA
This is a messenger RNA of Podarcis lilfordi (Lilford's wall lizard), 57778 nucleotides long. NCBI's taxonomy places the organism in Eukaryota, Metazoa, Chordata, Lepidosauria, Squamata, Lacertidae. The record is from the annotation of a GenBank genome assembly.